AUGGCCACGACAACCUGUACGCGAUUUACGGACGAAUAUCAGCUGUACGAGGAGCUGGGGAAGUGAGUAUCCGCGGAUUUUAACGUGUUUGUGAGCUUGUGUGUUAGAGAGUGAAACGUGGAUGAAAUAUGGUGGAAGAUAAGUGCAGAACUGAGCGACUCUGCAGGCCAGCAAUGUUGUGUGUGUGUUUGUGUGUUUGCGUGUGUGCGUGCGUGCGUGUGUGUGCUUUUUUAGGGAUGUCAGCUCUCAAAAUACGCGGCUCCCCUUCUCUGUGUGUGUGUGUGUGUGUGUGUGUGUGUGUGUGUGUGUCUCUCUCUCUCUCUCUCUGUUUCUGUAAGUCAACAUCUCCCUCCAACACACGCCUGCUCCUCUGUGACAAUUUUGCGCCGAUAAAUUACCAAACAUCUGCAACAAUUCUCGCAAAUUUUGCAGUUAACAUCACGUGCAUGCGUUUACCGCUGAAAUACAGUAACGUCAGGGGUCUUGAGGUGCAACCACUGAGGGUACAAACACCAAAAACACCCGCGUUUUAAUCAAAAAGUGCAAGGAUUGAGUCGAAAUGCAUGAAUAUUGAGUCCUUGACAGCCGCACACGUAUCAGUUUUACACCAGAAAAGUAUGAGAAACAGCAGUUAAUAUGUACAAAGCAAAAGGAAUAAUGUAAUUUAAUGCAUUUUCUUUUGUCAUCAAAACGCACUUUUUCAGACUUUUUUGGGCUGUUUUUCAGUACUUCAUUUGCAUUGACCUAUUUCUCCAAGUUCUGAUUUAAUGCCCUCUAGAUGUCCACAUAUUUCGCACAAAGCAAGUAGUUUUCAUGGUUUCACUGCACAAGAUGCAGAAGUGUCUGCAUGUCUUAGACAGGGAGAUGAGUGUUGCAGUAUUUAAACAGCUGAUAACAGAGGAUAAGUUAUUCUAUGCUGACACCAGGCACAUUUGCACAGACAACUCUCACAUAUCUCUUUUAGUUCAUCUUAAUUUAGCUGCCCAUGUAAACUCGUAUCAGACGUUAAUAAAAGCAUGUCAUUAAAAAUGUCUAGAAUUUGUGCAAAACUUGAUAUCAUCACUUUAAUUUGGAGGUAAAUUGAAUAUUUAAGUAAAAUUUUCAUUGCUAUUAUGUAAAAUAAGCUGAAGUUAUACUACAGGGUCUGCUUGAAUAGAGCAAAAGUGAUUUUAAAAGCCUUAAACAUCAAAAAUUGAAUGUCCCCCAGUCCCUCACUCUCCUAAUAUUUAGCAAAAAUAAUCCCUUUACCUGCACUCCACCUACCACCAAAGUCAUAAACAGACAAAACAAGUUCAGCUCAGGUUGCUUCAGUCAUCCAACUCCCCCCUGAGUGCUGCUCACGCACUUUGAGUCUCUUUAUGUCAGCAUUAUAGUAAUCAUAUUAUCAGGAACCAGCGGAGGAGUGAGGGCAACAAUGGAAUAAUCACUCUUCAUCAGGCUGGCAUGUUUACAUCGCUGCUUUACAAUGUCGAGCAUCUCUGUAAUGCUGUUUUAAUUACAUGACUGAUAGAGAGAGAUCCUUCAGCUGUUUGACUACAAGUCUGCACCCACUUCUACCAUAAAAACCCCAAACUCAGAGCGGAAAUGUUUUACACAUUGAUGAGGAAAUAUGUAGUGUUCGCUGCAGCCUGUUAAAACUUGAACUACUCCUUUAAUUUCAACAUUAUUAAACAGAACAUGUUAAUAAUGGUCCCUCAUAAACCACUAGACACAGUCUGACCUGUAUGGGAUUCUGGAGACUGAUAGCAUGACCCAUUUGAGAGCAGAGAAAUGGACCAGUUACCUUGUGCGGCCUCAGAUAAAGGAACUUUUUUCAGCUGGGAUACAUGGGAACUUUUUUCAGCGCUGACUGUGAAUAGACUCAUUCAUAUCAUUCUUUAUUUAUAGGGCGCUAAAUCACAUCAAAUGUGCGAUGCUUAAAAGAAAGAGAAGACACAGAUCAUACUCUUUGUUUAAUUGAUAAUGACGCAACAUCAAGAUAUAAUAAGACUGAGUCUCACCUUGUUAGAUCCGACCCUUUUUUUCUGGUCUUAAUCUACCAUGAGUGAAACACUUUGCAGCAUUUAGCAGGUUAUAGUGGAGAGGAAAAAAACUUCCUUUAAUCAAGCAGAAUCCUUGACUCAUGUCAGACAGUCAUUUACAGCUUCUGUGAUUGGUGUGAGAAUAGAGAAGUGGUCAUUGUGGCAGCUGGUCCUUGGUUUAAGACGUUAUUGCCCGUUUUAGACAUGUUUUCCCCUCAUGGUUUUAGUCUAGUUUAGUCGAGAAAAUAUAAAAAAUGGAACCCUCUAUAGUCUGAAAUCGAUCACAGAGCCCAAUGUACUUUUUUAUUUCAUGAGCUAGUUCAUAAAACUGCUGAUUGUCUGUUUUGGCAAAUUAUCGGCCCGAUGUUCGGUGUUUUGUUCAUUAUCUGUAUUGGCCUUUUAAUGUACCAAUGAACUGGCUCUUCCAAGGGCAUGACCCCCUUUGGGUCUGCUUAUUUGCACAUAUUUGUCUCUCCUAAUGUCCCAUCCACAUGUUUUAAUUUUAAUUAAAUAUUGUAUUUAAUAUUAAUACCAUUUAUUUAAUAUUAAUUAAUAUUAAUAUUCUAAGUCUAAAUUUUGACAAAAAGUUUACUGUAAAUGAACAUUGGUUCCAAAUAUCAGUAAUAUUUUGACGUGUGUGUAUAAAUAAAUAUACAUAAAAAAAUCCAUCUAUCCAUCAUGCAGACUGGAUGCACAGCGGUCAGUCCCCUGUGUGUUCGAUUGAGGGGCUGCAGUGAUGUCGUAUCAGACAGAAUCUUAUUGAUCCUGCAAAAUGAGAAACUGGUGACAGCAUGAUGUGUUUUCACACAUAUGACUGAUGUUGCAUAUCUUCUCAUGGCUUUUGCAGUGGUCAAACAAUAUACAGGUGGGAUAUAAUGGCUAGUUUUCCAGGAUGUUAACACUAAAGGAGUGUUUUUGACACAAAACUGGGUCACCUUCUGAAUCCGGUGUUCUGUUAUAAUUCAUACCUUCGGCUGCUCCCCUCGCUGGCUUCCCAAAACUACCCCUCAGUUCUGCUGGAGAGUUUUGUUGGUAUAUCUACACACACGUUUGGAUGAAGGUUCUAGCUUGAUGGAUUGGGCAGACACAGGGAUGAGUCUGAUUCAUGACGUUAUAUCUCAGCUUUGCUCAUCUCUUCCCAUAAGUAAUAAAUAUUCUUCGUAGUGGAAAUUUAUCUUAAACCAGGUGAGACUUCCAGCUCUCUAUUAAAAACAUACAUUUGUAAGGAAUUCAAGAGAUCAAAUGCAACAGCCUUGUCCUGCUCUGAUGAAUUCAAGCUCUUCCACAAUACGCUCCAGUCAAAAGCAACACCUUUGAAGCUCCCUGUGUGAGAGAGACUUAUCUGCACACCCUGCAAAGUAUCUCUCAAAGACCAAUCUUCUUAUUCACGCGGGCGCAUAAAGCUCAGAGGAAAGAGCGCAGGUAUGAAUGGUUGGCACCCACAUGAUAACGCUCCCUGUAACUCUGUAAUACUAAUCUGGCGUCUGAGGCGAGCUAAUUGUUGCGCACUCACUCUCUAAUGGUGUCACUUUCUCAGCGUGGUUUAUGACAUUUAAGCGGUAGGCUUUGCUUUAGUCUGUUUGGAGUAUGCAUAAAAAGUCUGUCAGGCUUUACAACAAAAAGAAGGAGUGCAUUCUGGGAUAUUUGUACCAUUUAAUGUCAGAUGUAUGGAUUUGGAUAGGAGUCAGAAAAGCAGCAGGUUUCAAAGCCGACACAAUCUGUUAUUAUCAACACUGUGCAUAUAGGGCUGGGUGAUAAAACAAUAACGAUAUAUAUUGAAAAUUAACUUCCUUCAAUAUCAAUAUAAAACAUGGUCAAUAUUCUUUUCGAUAGUCACGGCCUUAUGACAAAAAGUCAAAGAGACACAAAGACCUCACAGAUGCAGUCGCUUCUUGUAUUGUAAAAGACUUGCUACUAAUAAGCACAGUUAAAUUUCAUUUUUUAUGUUACAGAUAUAUCAAUAUCGACUGAUGUGAAAAAACAAAAAUAGCGUGAUUAACUUUUUCCCAUAUCGCCCAGCCCUAUGUGCACAUUACACAAAAAUGGACGUUAUUUAUUUCUAGCCCAACACAAGCUCAGAGUUAUCUGGUUACAGAAGUCUGGACCACUGAAGGUGUCAAUUUUUUCAAAAAUAAACCGAGAUCCAUUUUUAUCUAACCAUGUCCACUCUCUUGGACAUGAAACCAGACUAUGAGGAGGAAUGACUCAUGAUCACUCACCUUACUUGACUGCUUCUCCUAGUGUGUGUGUGUGUGGGUGUCUUAAACACAACCAUGUGUCUGCUGGAUUCUUCCUUUGGGUCUAAAUAUGAAGGUACAGCACCAGUCCAGACCUUCAGUGAGGCACUUCAGACCCUCCUCAACUUUACGCUGUUGAGUUUCAGUCUCCCUUCUCUGAGUUUCAGGUCAGCUGGUCUCACCACUUUCACCUUUGACCCUGACCUUGUCGGCUGUCUGUUUCUGCCUCAGUGUGGAGGCAGCCCAGUGGCACCAGUCAGCCUUUAAGACUGAAGCAGAUCUGGAUGAGAAAGCCAGGGUUGACCCGCGUUGUGAGGAAACCAGGGCUGAGACGGUUCCUUGAACAAACUGAGUAACACAGAAACGCAGCUUCAUUUUCAGCACUCUUACUGCAUUUAUUGCCACACAAAAAGCCAGGACAAGCAGCAGAGCGGUUUUUAUCGCAGAUCUGCAAUAAAAACCUCUCCCUGACCAACUUGUUGGGGACUAAAGCCGUUAAUCCUCCACCUGCCAACACAGGGGUCACAUUUUUACAGCCUUUCUCAGGUGAAAGUUAAAGUUCAGCUCAGUUUCCUUUCAUUAUUUAAAAAUUAGCAGAGACGUUUUUCCUGUGAAAUCUACAGCCUGAAACCCGGUCCUACUUCUCUGUCUGCUCUGCUGUGCAGGGGCACGUCCAGACCUUCCCACUGGAUGGGUGGGGGUGGUGAGGGGGCGAUGGCACAAUUAGGGGUGGUUGGGGAAUAUCUUUAAAAUGUCACACAGGUAUUUUAUUCCUGUGAAUACUUUAUUAGUAUAUAUAAGUAUAUUUUUCCAGGUCUGUUUCCCGUACAAGAUAAGAUAACUAUUUAUUGUUACCACAAAAGGCAAAAUACUGUUAGAACAAGCUUUGAUUACUUGAUUACUAAAAUAUUUGAUCAUUGCAGCUCUAGAGGAAACUCCUCUGCAGACUGAGGAAAUAUUUGCUGCUCAAAGUUUAUCAGCUUUCUGUUUUUUUUUUUUUUUAAGGAACGUGGUGAUAUUUUUGUGGCUUCUAUUUUGUUCCUUGUGGGAAGAAUGAAUCCUCAGCCUAAAUAAUUACGUAUAAACAUUAGGGAUGGGCGAUAAACUAUUGUUUCCGAUAAAUCAUCAGAAAAAUCCUCCAUGAUAAAUAUUUGCCAUCUCACAAUAAAUACGAUAAAUGCAACGAUACGAUGGACUCGCAGCCGUAGCCCACACAGAGUAGCAUAACAAACAAACAUGGCCGAGGGUAAUGAAGAAGAGGUUUCUGUGCAGCUCGUUACUGAACGAGGCUCUACAUGAGGGAUUUCCUUCAAGAUUGGAGCUUAGAUGAGUGCAAUGAGGUAUGCCUGACAUCAGACAGUGGAUCUGCUCACUCUGUGCAAUAAGAGUUUUCAACAAAUGUCAGAAAUGUUUUCACACUUGAGACUUGUUUGAUGUCAUUAGUUUCCUCCAUAACCUACCACUCAAACUUGUGGUUAAGUAUCUUAUUUGACUACUCCAACUGGUGUUCUCAAGACAAAAUGAGUCAAAAAUAUAGAUUGGAAUUAUAAUACUUUUUAUUGUUAUCGCCUGAUUGGCAAAUCUUAUCGUGAUAAACUUUUUAGCCCAUAUCGCCCAUCCCUAUAAAGAUUUAAAAUUGUGUGAUAUAAAGCCAAAACGAAGCACACUGCAGUUACAGCAGAAGUUACAGAAACAUUGUGUGUAUCCCAUCACAGCAGCAGAGCCUCUGUCGUUGGUUCAAGUAUGCAUGUGUAGAGCAUAAUGUAUAUGUUCAUUUAUUCAUAUUCAUAUUAUAUGAUAGUUCAGGAUAAAGGAAAGGGUAUUUUUGGCAUGACGUGUUUUCAAAUAUAAAACAAAGUGAGAGAGUUAGAAGGUGUUUGUCUCAUCAGCUGUUUUAGCUGUUCCCUCACACCCCACACGUGUGCAUGUGAUUGAGAAUGUGCUGACUCGGCUCCCAAGACCUCAUGGGGACCCAUUAAGGAGACACGUCCUAGCAGCGUGGUCUUUUUUGCAGCUAGCUGGAGGUAACGUUGGCAGGUGGCGUUAAGUCUGCACUGCAAUGGGCUUUAAAUGUGCUGUCAUAGCAGGAAAGGUUCUCCACUAAACCUGAACCAUGGUUAUCUGGGUCUCCUCUCUUUAACUGUGUGCAAAGAGUAGUUUCAUGAAAAGAUGAUUUAUAACGCAACUCUAAGGUUCUGUCAUGAGACGACAUUGUCCACUGUUUGCUGAUGGGAUGUUUUAUUGUAUGUGUGUUUUUCAGGGGAGCCUUUUCAGUGGUGCGCAGAUGUGUGAAGCUGUGCACAGGACAGGAGUAUGCCGCCAAAAUAAUCAACACCAAAAAGUUAUCUGCAAGAGGUAAGUGCGGCUGUGCAUCAGAGUUUGAGCACCACGUGUUCUGACUUCAAGACGAGAUUAGUUAUUGCAUUUAAACACACACACACAAAAACACACACACACACAAACGCACACAGUGCUGUUCCACCCUGCUGGCUCCACCAGCUCCACCCCACUAUCACGCCUCUGCCACAUAUCGCAGAUGAGGCGAAUCCGGAUCAAGGACAUGAGAGCCAAUUGUACCUCUAAGUCGAACAAUAGUGAACAGUUUUCUUUCAGUAUGCAUGUGAUUGUGACAGCCUCUCUCCUCCUGUUCAUUCCGUCCUACGGCUUUUCAGACCUGCACCGACACACACCUGCCUCCUCCUGCUCCACCUCUCCACCCUGCAGUGUAAAUUUUAAACUUUAUCUCUGGCGUUUCUAUGGACGUGCAAACUGGCAAAACGGCCCCUGUGGUGAGGUCUUACUGGCUACCAAUCAGACCUAAAUUAAUAGCAAUGCUUCGUACCGAGCCACAAAAGCAAAGUAGACCAUCAGAGAGGAGAGCGGACAAGAGGCUGUUUCAGGAAAAGUUAUCUUCAAUGCUAAUGAGCGUACCAGCCUGAUCUGAGUGUUGAGUCCAUUUAAAGCAACAAAAACCAUAAGAAAGACUCGAUAAAGAUCCACCAAGACCAGUUUCAAGAUAAGAGAGGAUAAGGGAUCAUGCAGAGGGAGCAAAAGUGUGUUUUGAGGUUUGAUCAAAAGCCUUAAAAAGUUCCACCUCACUUACUUCCUCAACAAUAAAACCGUCAAACUUCAUCAAUUAAAAAGUUCUGGACCUAUAGUGGUGUCACACGCUGUGCCGACAGUACCAGUUUAGGCCAAAGCCAAGGCUAAAUGCCACGGCCAUGAGGGGUGAUCCGGCUGCCCAGAGCUCGCUGUGGCUCUCAGCACCAACACUUGCCUCGUGUAAAUCUCUCCAACCCUGUAACCAGAGCCCCCCGCUGCCGAGGCCCUGCCAGGUGGCACCACGCUGUCACUUGACUGUUACUCUGUCCUUAAACACACACACACACACACGCACACACACACACACACACACACACACACACACACUCUUGUGGUGGAGCAGGCAUUUUAACAGGCAUUAGCAGAGGGCAGCAGCCUUGAACGUCCGGUCGUAUCUGUUUGUCUCAAUCAGCAGCAUGAGAUCUGUCUGAACCAAGUGCAGAGCUGAAGUGGAAUUACAGCAGAAUAAAUCAUGAUCUCAAUAUUAAUCAAAAUAAUUGAGCCGCCCCGAGGUGGACGUGUUUUAGGUUCAUUUGAAAAAUUGUUUUCUGCUUCGUCAUUUUGCUGCGGAAACAAUCUCAAUCUUAAAAACUGAGCGAUUGACUCCUUACUCCCCUUUUUGGUGUUGCUGUUGGGAAUAAUUUUAGUUAAGUAAUCAAACAUUCAUCAUUUUUUUGCUAUAGAAUAUCAAACUACCAACAAUCUUUUUACUUGUUUGAAGCCGUGAUGUCACAUUUGAACUGUCUGUCGGCGCAGUCAGGAGCUUUUAAUGAGAUUAAACCCAUCCUAGAUUAUCCUGAUGCUAUUACCAUGAGGCAAACGGUUAAUCCCAGCGAUUGGCUUGAUGAGACCUAAACCCGCACACACACACACACACUAACAGAUUAAAUAAUUCACCUAAAGGUUGUGCUAUCAUUAGCUCUAUGUAUUUCUCUCUGGCAGCUUUAUCACAGAGUGCAGCUGCCUGCAGUUUCUCCACCAUCUUCCUGAGCCACAUUAUAAUCUCCCUGCUUGUACAUUUGAUAGGAGGACUGAUCUGACCUGACUGGGUGGUGCGCGAGGCUUGCGCUGCGCUCUUACUAAUGGAUGAGCCGUGUUCUGUGAAACAGCAGAGCAACGUUUGGGCUGCUGCAUACUACUUCUACUCCAGGUCCUAUUUUUAGCUCCAUGACCUAUCCGACAUGGGCUGCCACUGCCAGGUUUUAUGGCACUCAUGAUGACUCGCUGCUCUUAUUUAGAGGGGGGGGAUUUGUUGAAGUUUUGUUGAUGUUAUCUGAGAGGUAGCAGGUAAGGUCGGUGAGCUUGGGGUCCCAGUUGCAGCUACUUAAAGAGGAGUGUUUGUUUAGGGCUGGCAGAUGGAGACGGGAGCCGAGGGGAGGGAGGGGUCAUGCGAGAGAAGGCACCCCAGGCACUUGGCAGCUGAGGGCCAUGCGCCUGUACGCCUACAUGCCUUUAGCACGGGACUCUCAUCUGACUCUCUUUCUCUCUUCCUCUGACACACACACACACACACACACACACAAAUUCAGACAGACAUAGCAAGAGGAGCUGAGACUGUGAUGCACUCAGUUAACUGCAUGCUGAACUCAAUCUUAAAUCUAAGAGAGCGACAACAGGAGAGGGUUCUUGCUCAUUUUGGUUUAAAUAUUUGAAAAAAGGUGCUACAGUUUAUUCAGCAACAUCUUUAACAUGUUAAAAAACUGAAUUGUUGAGUCGGUCUGACAGAAUCUGGACUUGCUCUUCAACAUGUUAGUCCAGCUCAAAUUGAACUUCUGGGGAUCAGUUUUCUCUUCUGCUUCAAUCAGACCUAAACUAUGUCCACAUGCUCCAUACAUGGAAGGUGGAGCUUUGACCCAGAAAUUUUAUUGCAUAAAUGCACUUCCAGAAAGCCAGGUAGUAAACAAAACUUUGGCAAAAUAAGAAGGUAAACUAAAAAACUAAACGUUGAACAGAGUAGUUGGAUGGCCCUGCUUUUAAUCUUUUGGCUUUUUUCACAUCAUAUUGUCAGGAUUUUGUGAUACAUACUGAAUGACGCGCCAAGAUAUCAACUUUUUACUUAUUAAAGCAUGAUAGGACAAAGUUACAGAGCCCUUAAAGGGACAUGAAGAAAAACAUUUUAGUCUUAGAUAAAAAGAAAUUAAAUCACUUCUGCGACACAGGCACUGUUUUCUUAUAAAACAUGAGUCAUGGAGGACAAGUUGAAAGAAUUCGUUCAGUCAAGGGACGUGCGGAAGACAUUAUGAGCAUGCAAAGGGACAAGGUGGACAGAAAAUGAGUUCAAAAUAAGAUUCAAUGAACCUUUCCCACGGCUGCUCCAAUAUUUUUGUUGAAUUGACACGGAAGUAAUACACUGACCAAGUUUUUGCAAUAGUUUUGCAAGGGCACAAAAAACGAUUGCAAACGCUCGCAGUAGUUUUGUGAGAUCUCGCAAAAAAUCUCAAGAAUUUUUUAUUUUUUUUAUUCAUCCAUGUCCCUUCAGGGGCUCCGUAGAAAGUCAGUGUUUGGAGAUCAACCAAAGCGCAGCAGUGUUUCCCACGCAUACAUAGAUGAUACCUGGAUGAGUCACCUGAGUAUAUGUGCUCCCAUUUUUUUGUCCAUGUGACACAUGCUCUGCAGGUGGUCAGAGAGAGAGUCCCUCCUGUUAACGCUCUGAAGUGUGAUAUCUCAUAUUUUAAUAUCGACCCUCUCAUGCUGCCAUUUUGAAAGUAACCUCCCUAUCAGUGUCGUUCUGCGCUAUCUGACAGGUGGAUCCUUUUGAAAUGCCAUGUCAUGUCAUAUGCAAUGCUGCAUAUCGCUUCGGCAUAGCUUUAAGAUGGCCCGUUCGGUCGAAUUCUUCUUUUUGGUAACAUGCAGCAUGCUUCAAGAAUGUUAACGAAGCUCGGGAUGCCAGCGUCUUCAACUCUUGUACAUGUUGGUAACUUAAAUGCCUUCUCCUGUGGGAUUUGUCUCGAGAUUGCAGGUUUUUGCAGGUUGUAUGUGUUACAGUGUUUCCUCACAGCAUUUCACCUCCUGCAUACAGCCUUGCUUUUGCAUGCAGACUGUAAGUACUGACUUCCCACCCAGGAGGAUCUUAAGAGAUGAGGGACCACAGGAAGGGGAAUAUACUCAAAUACUGACCCCUGUAUGAAUGUCAAUUUGAGUGGGCGAAUCUGUUUCUGUGAAAUCUUUGAAGGUCUCAUUCACACGUGGAUCGCCUCAUGUGUUACCAGAUGAAACAUCUUAAUAUGCAGGUUGGGUUUUAGGUGGGAUGUUUGUAGGUUUAGGUGUUGCAGAACUUUGACUGCAAAUAUACCCCAAAACUCUCUCCUGUCCUGAGUGCAAUAACCAAAUAUGUGUCAAACUGUUUUGGUCAUGAUUUUCCAGCAUCAGUGAAAUGCAAAUGUAGGACAGGUCUGCCGGGUAAGGCCUGCAGCCAAUCACAGAGCUUGUUGCACUAGCUGUGAUCUCUGGACAGGGUUUUGCUGUAUUACAUUGUACUUUUCAAGAAAGAGAGUGCCUGUGCUUGUGUGUGUGUGUGUGUGUGUGUGUGUAUGCACGCAGGUGAGUGUCUGUGGAAGUGCUCAGUGGUCAGACUUUCACCUGCAAUGCAGUCUCACUGAUCUGACCCAGUUUGUCUGUCCAGCUUUGUGUCAAAGUCACAUAACCGGGACAGACGCAGCCACACCAGGCGAGUCUGUGAUAAACCUGAGUGUCAGUUGUGUUCACACACACGAGGAGAAACUUAAAAAUGAUCUCAAAUGUGCACAGACUUCAAAGACGCAUCAAGAGCCAGAGGUGAGAUUUUACCUGUUGGUUUGAGGUCAGCAGAUGUUUGCUGACUGAUCUGUACUGUGGGGCGACUGUGUUUAUCAUCACCCAGAAACACCCUCAGUGCCUCCAUCUCCUUGUAGGUACAUCUCUCUAAAUUCACAUACAGAUGACUGUAAACACUGCUGUAGACUGACCUUAAUUCUGUUUGUAAACUACACAUCGGCAUAAAAGCUGCAAAUUGCUGAAGUUUUCAUGAAGGAGCAAUGCAAACUGAUUUUCUCCUAAAACAGACAGCUUUUGGAGCCAGCCUCAAGUGGACAGUUAGGGUACUGCAGUCUUUUGCACUUAAAACCUGGCUUCAUUUUCAGUACUGGAGGCUGCUGCAUGAUUUUAGGUUAAAUUGAAGGACGUGAGGUAUUUUUAGGGAACUGUCUCAUGGCCCACUUCCCCACUAACUCCAUUAUAUUCUCCUGACAUUGAAUUCCAGUAUCCUUGAAAGAGUUCAGCUUUAUCUUUAAUUUGAGGGCUCCAGCACAGGACUACAUCCUCCUAUUCUCCAGUUACUAUAAAAUUAAUGGAAGAUCCAACAUCCUGACUCAAACAUGGCUGCUUCCUGACCUUGCUGACAUAUCCCGACUGGCGUGAUUCUGUUGGGAGUCAAACGUUCUGAACAGACGGGUUAUAUCUGGCUGUCUUUGUGGCUCUCUUGUUACAUCUCCUCCUCUCUUGAGGCUUCCCCGUCCUCACUGGCGAUGAUUAACCCAGUUGUGUUCCUCUCCUCUCUGCUCCUCCAACAUAUAGAAUCCCUCAGACUCCUCUUAAAGCUGCCAAGGAUUAUCUCACUCACUGAACACUCGGUCCUUAUGUUAUUCUCUGUAACCUAUAUCCUCCUCCCUGACCUCUUUUCUCUGUUCUCUCUACCUCCCUGUAGGACUGAUCCUCAGCCUCCUUUCUAUCCCUGCCUUCUUCUCUCUUUUCUUAUUUAACCUGCUACACCAGAAGCGCCCUAACUCAACGGCUGUUUACCACGCAGACUUCAUGAGCCCACCUAUGGGCAGUUUUAGUCUAAACAGUUCUAGUGACUUUUUAAGAGGAGCUUCUUUGACCAAGAAUGCAUUUAUGUUUGAGGGCUUUAACUUGAAUAUCCUUGUCCCUAACUAACGUCACAUGAUAAAUCUGUAAUUUUAAAGACGCAACAACUGAAGAAAAUACAGUUUAUGUUGCUUAUUGGCUGUAUCUAAUGAACCGAUGCUGAACUAGCACCAAUAUAUGACUGAUUAUCUUGUUUUUAUGUAUGCGUCGAGUCAACUUCAAGUCUUGAGAAGUGAGUGUUAAAACUGCAGUUCCCUGAGUGUCCACUUGAGGCUGGCUCCAAAAGCACCAGAAACCACACACACACUCAUUCAAAAAAGCUCAGUUUCAAAGCGCAAAUAGACAAGUGAACAGCCUGGUUCAAAAAAUGGUUUUGGUGUAACAAGCUCAGUUUUUUCACUACAGGAGGAGUGAAUUUGUUUUUAAAAGGGUUAGUUUUGAAGAUAUUUAGGUUACGCGUUUGGUGAAUCAGAAGCAUGGCAGGCCUGACUGACAGGUGGGCUUAUUAUAGGUCAACCAAAAGUUAGGUUGAGUCAGCACUUGCAACAUGACAACCGCUGCCAAAACGCUUCAAAAGUCCGUGAUGAGACAAGCGGGCAACCUCAGCACAGACUGUUAAAUAGUCUGUGGUAAAAAAAAAUGCAUUUAUCUCAGAGAAGCACACUUCAAAUUUAACAGUGAGUCCCUUCAAAAGUCUCCCGUUUCCUCUGAAUUGACACACAGGGAAUCUUUGGAUAUGUUGGGCCAGAUAGAAAGAGAAGGAUUCUUUAAACUGGGACAGCCUUCGAAUCACUGCUGUUACCCCAUCAGUCUUGAUUUGCAUCCUUCAAAGGAUGUAGCCGCCCUGAAAUGGGACACAGCUGAUCUGUAUUCAGAGAUAGAGUUGUAAGAAGAUCCAAUGAGACAGUGAUAUCCUAAAACACCCUCAUUCAUCCAUGACUAUCACUGCCCACACCCCCACACUCCCCCUCACCUCCACCUUAUCUCACCCAGGUCAGACUGUAUGUCCAGUCGCUCCUUUAUGAGGAGAGCUGGGAAGUACAAAGCCUUGUAAGAGUGGACCGCAGUGGGUGGAUCAUCCGUCAUUCACUGAGUUGGAUGAAGGUUUAACGCCCAUUGAUCCAGCAGGCCUGAUAAAGCCGGGAUAAAGGACUUGAAUUGCGACCUUCCUUGUAAAAGAAGAGGUUUGACGUCUGACUUGAGGUCAAUCUCUGGCUGCAAAUCCAAAGACAUAUUCUCUGUGACCCACUGGGUUUUUCAAUCCAAGGCAGGGAGACUCCCGACACAUAUUCUCAAACUAGUGUGAUUAAUUCCCGGGCUCUGACAGUUUUGUAUCAGUUUAUUUGUCAAUAUAAUUCCCUUCAGCUUUCCCUCAUGCUGUCCUCCAACAACAUGCAGAAAACUCAGGCUCAGUCCGGCCAUCUGGUGGGAGAAGCGAAGAUGAAUGGUUGUGCUUAUUUGGAGCCAAUUCUCUGCUUGUGGAGUAACGUCGGCAGAUGCUACGUACAAACUGAAAUGUGAUUCAUGUGCUUAUUACAGGAAGUAUGAUGUCUAGGAUUGUACAGUGUAAGCUGGCGGUGGGUCAGUUUUCAGUUGAGGGAUAACCUCAAUGUUAGAAAGUAGAAUAGAGUCUUAAAAGGAUAUUUCAGCGUAAAAUUAAUUCAGGGUCAAAAACACCAUAACACCGACUUAGACACCCCCCCUGAGAGAUGAAUGUUGACGACCGCUUGCUUCUCUAGUUAUACCAACUUUAGUAACAACGGCAAGAUAGCAAUACACAGUGGUCUGAGGAGCCAAAACAAACCUCAACCAAAAAGCCACUCUAUAGCCACAGAUAAUACUUAGACCAGCACCUAACUUCAUCAACAGUACAUAUAGGGUCCCAGACAUAGUACUAGCCUCCAUACAUCUUUUUAGCUUUGCCUGGUUUCUUCAGCAAAGAGACUGAAUACAACUCACCUAUUCUCCUCCAGCAGCCACUUGUUUGUAGCGAGACCUCGACCAGUCCAUCAUAGACUGAGGCGGAGUGAUGCAGCUCAAGGAAGAACAUUUAUGAUCAUUUCUUCAUGGAAAUGCAAUCAGACCGAGACACUAAGGCAGAGGAACUGCCGCGUCUGCAGUGCAAAAUGAUUAAUAUGAUGAUUAUUACUUCAAGGAAAUGAUAAAAUAAUGAUCAUAAAUGUCCGUCCUUGAGCUGCGCAAAGCAAAUAUACAAAAAUAUUGUAGAUUAGAAGAAUGAACGGUAAAGAUUGUGCAUGGAGGAAACUGUAUCGCUCAGGUAAAAAUGAAUGCAUCAUGAAUGAAUGAAAAAUAUAAUGUAAAAACAGAACAAUUUCAUGAAACUAUGAUCUGAAUAAAUAUAACAUCAAAAUAACAAAAUAUGUUGCAAAAGAACAAAAUACUAUAUAUUGCACAAAAAUAAAAAUCAGCAGAAAUUUAUUCAGCUAAAUUUAGAUGAUUGUAUCACAGGAGAACUUGUACUUUCCUGCGAUAGAUAUGCAGACUUACUCUGGAUGCAACUGAAAUAUACACCUGACAGAAGGAUUAACAAUUUCAUUUUUCUUCACCUGUUUCUGAAUAAGCUGCUGUGCUGUCUUUCAAAAUAAGACUGACAUUUUUAGAUGAAUCCUGUUUUCAUUCACCACCCAGAAGAAAACACUGGAGCCCCGAUCAAAAGGCAGCUGUGGUAGUGUUGGGUAAAACCGCAGCACCGUCAUUAAUAUCUUGGUCUUUAAACAAGAAGACAGCUCACAGGCUUUGUGCUUCAUAAUUGCCAUCACAUCUUUCUCCUCUCUCCCCCUUUCAACACUCCUCCACUGCUCUCUCCACUUCCCUCCUCUCAUCUUCUGGACUAUAAUCACUGGGCUUACACUUCACUGUCACUCCUCGGUGCCAGUGUGAAUGUGUGAGCUUGUGUUUUUGCUUGUCUACUUGUAUUUGUCUUCAUGUGUACAGUACAUGCUCAUUUGUGUGUGUGUGUGUGUGUGUGUGUGUGUGUGUUUUGACACUGGUGAACACAUUUCCAUGUUUGUGCUCUCAGCUGAGCUCUGCAUGCCUGCACAUACGAGGCGGUCCACCCCCCAGUGUGUGUUUGUGUGUUAAGAUUGCUGCUUGCUUGAUAACUAUUGAAUCCAGGUUGGUUGGCAUCAUUACGCUGUUAUACAAGUAACACACAAGUAUGAAUAAACAAUCUAAAUACACAGCAUAAAUAUGUGCAAUUAUAAUGUUUUUAUUAAACUGGUAGCUUGACGUCUUACAGUUUUUUUGGUUCAAAUUUUAAAGUUCAUACUGUAUUUUGAAGUUAUUUUUGCCUUGUAGUUAAAGCUCCUGUGAGGAACUUUUGGUUUGUGUAAGAUUCAGCGCCCUGUAUGGACAACGCAGUCUUUGCUUGUCUUGUCAAAUUUGCUUUUGUGUGUCAAAUGAAGGCAUUAAUUUGAAUUUCAGUCUAUUUAUAAAUGUUAAAAACUCCUCACAGGAGCUUUAAAUAAGAUGUUAUAAUUUUAAAAGUUAAACUGAUUGGGUUACUGUCUAUCUCUUCACUGGUUUCUGUAGCAUGGACAUAAAGCUUCUGUUUUUAUUAUUUUUCUGCAUUUAAAAGUAACGUGACUUUGACAACCCUAUAACACAUUUGUCUGCAAUUACGAAUCAACACUUGUGCUUUAAUGUGUGGUGAGAACUUUUCUUGCCUAUAAAGACAAGAAAAAAGUGCACUUUUGGCCAGUAAAAAUGUAUGCAAACAAUGGGAUCUUACAUUCACAAACUCAGUUAAAAAAAUGUAAAUGUGUAGAUCUGUCGAGCUGCCGUCUGUUUACGUAGGAUGUUCUGCAACAACUACUUUCCUCAUAAAUUGUAGUUUGAUUUGCAACAACAGGGAAAUUCAAAAAUAACAUACCGAAAGGGAAUGUUUAUAAAUCUUUAAAAAACUGACUCUAAAAAUCAGAAAAACAAGCCAUAAACAGAUUAAGGGGUAGUGAAUCAGCUUUAAAAUAGAAAUGUAAAAGUUACAGCACAGAAUUGUGUAAUUAAAAGUGAGUAUUUGGUAUGUCUAAAGGGAAGACAAAUUCAGAAAAAAGGUCAAAAUUAAGAAAAAUGUACUAAACACAUUAAAUUUCCUUUUUGAGGAUCAAUAAAAUUCCUUUUAUCUUGAUAAAGUUCUUCUUAAACACGGCUGAACAUAGAAUCUGUGGCUAACAUCUGCAAAGCUAGCACACCUGCAGUCAGUCACCAGCCUCUGCUUGGGAGAAAUUACUCUAAUAAAGGGGUGAUACGCCACUUUUUUCAGACUCAGUCUUCAUAAUUCAUUUUCUGGAUUAAGAUUCUGCACAAUGUUACAAGAUGCCAUCUGUAGUCUGUGCCUGUUUACAUCGGGGUAGUUAAGUGUUAAAGCCUUAUGUCAGUCCGCUUUAGCUCUGGCUUUGUGCUGCAGCUUAGAUACAACAUUUCAUAAUUUAUUCAACUAAACAUGCACAUUCUGAAAAUUCAACUUCCCUGAUACUGUUGGAUCGUUUUGUUAAGGUUGGUUAAGGAGAGUAGAAACAUGUUCAGGUGAAACUGAGGUAAUAAAUCAUACCUGUACGUCAGUUUGUGGAUUUCUGUCAAGAUGGUUGAACUGACUGUCACACCUUCGAUCAAAAUUUUGUUUUUCUGUGAAUUCAAGAGAAAAGAUACCACCAUGAUGAUCUUAUUAAAGAGAAAACACAAAUUAUUCUCACACCUAAGUGUCUGACUUUUUGAAAUACAACCUAAUUGUCUCUGACGUCAAGACUAACUCUUCGUGUUUUCCUCUCUGUGUUUUUUUUUUCUCUUUUCAGAUCAUCAGAAGCUGGAGCGAGAGGCCCGGAUUUGUCGCCUUUUAAAACACCCCAACAUCGGUGAGGACGUGUCUGUUUCUAUUUUCAUCUGCCUGACGACAAAGUACACCUUCUUAUCUAAAUAAAAACCACACUAUCAUUGCCAAGUCAGGUGCUAUUUUAAAGUAAACCACACGUGGGUUUCUUCUACUUUAAUAAAAUCUUCCAUUAGCUGCAGAGGUCAUACCUCACUGUAUGUUAAAACAAAAACAUUGACAGUAUUUGCGACUGAGAGCAUAAAGACAGAGGUAACAGCCUACAGGAGUGUCAAUAAGCAUCCAUAAAUCUCUGUUAGGAGACACGCCUUUAUUAGCAGAACCUCCUACUGCUCUGUAAACAUGUAUAAUGUAAGACUCAAUUAUUAGGACCCCCUGUGGUUUCUGGAAAGAGGAUGGUUAUAUGUGCCACAUGAAGGUGAAGGAAAAAGGGCGACAAGCCUGGACCCUUGCUCAUAUGUUUGCGAGAGGGAGACACAAAAGGUUUUCCAACGUAAUUGACGCACACCUUCAUUUAAACAUAUAAUAGCCAUCUAAGACAUAUACUAUACUGUGGUUAUCAGUUGGCGCCAGACAGCGCCCUGCAGAAACACAAUAAAUAUUAACACAUUUCACUGAAAAGAUAACCAGUGCAAAUGUCAGACAGAUAAUAUAGUAGUUUGAAUGUGUGAAAGGUUACUAUGGUAACAGGGUAAGAGUUUGCCGCUGUAUUAGAGAAGGGAGAAAGAUGAAGUGAACUAGGGGAAAGGUGUGUAAACUCACACUGUGUGGCUCCAACUUAAGCUGAACAGUUAAAUGUCAGAGUUGGUGUUUCCCACGCAAUCCUGUGUUGCGCAUGUGCGUGUCUCUUCGCACAGAUCUUAGCGGGGGUUCUUUUCUUUGCAUUGUUGAGGGUAAUAUGAGUCGAUGGCGUUGCUAUAUUUUGUUGACCUGUUGCUUCCUGGUUGCUUAUUUGCAUUUGAUACUCCUAGCAAAGAUAGUGAGGAUGCAAGAUGUCUCACUCUGCAGUAACUCUGGAAAAUGUUAUGUUCCCACACGGCUUCAAAACAUGCAUAAAAUAAGGAAACUAAAAUACAGAAAGACAGAAAAACAGCUUGUUUUUAUAGGUGUCGCAAAAAAACGUUCUCAAUAGAUAGAUAGGUAGAUGAAAAUAGGUAGAUGAAAAAAGACUAUUUUACCCACAAGGGGUGCCAAAAAUGACUCAAACGGAAAGUUCCUUAUAGGAGCUUUAAAUGUAAGUAAAAAAUUAUCAUGUGUUUCAAUGAAGCAUCCAGGUAUUGGUGCACAGAAGAAAAAAAUAGCUCAGAUCUACUGAUCCCUCACUUCUAACUCGACUGUUACAGGUCAGCUGAUGACAAAUACUGCCCCUGACUGUCUUAUAUGCGGGUUAAAAUAGCAGAAAUUGAGCACUGCCAUCGGUGUCUGUCAAAUUAUUUGCCAAUACCUGUCAACCUGGCUGAUAUAUCUGUGCAUCCUUAGUUCCUACUUUAUUCCCCCUUUUUAACAUUUCUACUCAUAUCAUGAUGAACAAACGUGAAUAUACUGAGGAGCUGACUUUUACCUUUCUCUUGCAGUUCGUCUCCAUGACAGUAUAUCAGAGGAGGGCUUCCACUACCUCCUGUUUGACUUGUAAGUCCUCUCCCUGCCUGCACAUACAAUUACAUAACUCUCUCUCUCUCCUAUAUUACCCCACCCCCCGACCACCAACACCACAACCACCACCCACGCUCUCCACAUCCAUCUCUUGGCAAUUCCCUCCAGUUUCCAUGGUAACAGUAUGGGAAGUUGGUGGGGCGAGGGGGGAAGGAGGAUGCUGUUGGAAACAAGAAAUAAAGUUCAAAUCCUUGUCUUUAAUGCCCCCCACUCCUGAACCAUCACAGUUUAAUAAGUGUGUGUGUGUGUGUGUGUGUGUGUGUGUGUGUGUGUGUGUGUGUGUGUGUGUGUGUGUGUGUGUGUGUGUGUGUGCAGGGUGACCGGAGGUGAACUGUUUGAGGACAUCGUAGCCAGAGAGUAUUACAGCGAGGCUGACGCCAGGUAGGAGCGCAGCCGUCACUCCUGUAUGUGUGAAAAAGGGCUUCUCCUCCUUGUCCUUAUAUGGUCUGUGUUGUCUGUUUACUGUCUGUUUACUUCCUCUUGUUUGUUGUUUUUUUAUGUCGACAUGUUUUCCUCGUUCUUUGACGACUCUGCUUCACUCUCUUCGAUGCUCUUCUCUUUCCCUCUAUCUGCUCUGCCUGGUCUUUUCUUUCUCUGCUCGCUUCUUUACUGAUAUUUUUCUCUCAUAUUUUCUCUCAGCUACGUUUUUUUUUUGUUCGUCUUUCUUUUAUCCUCCUCUUUUUCUGCUGCUAGCUGUCUCCCUUUGUCUCUUUCUAUUGAAUUCCCAAUUUUUAGAUAAACCACUUUUCUUAUAUCCUCCUUCUUUUCCACUUUUACUCCUCUGUCCUUUCCUCUUUACGUUACUAUUAAGACACACGACUACACCUCUCGAACCAUCACAGAAGAGAUGCAAGGUUUGACCAAUUUAAUGCGGUAUCGCGUAAGUGAAUGGGGCCUCUAAGAGCUUUUAAUGUUUGUAAAACUUUUUUACGGCAGGUUUGAACUGCCAGCCUAGUCUAAUGCCAAAAUUAAAGCUCCAGUCAGGAAUUUUAAGCAAGUGGCGAAACUUUCUGAAAUUCACAGAGGCAUUUAUUUGUGACCUUCUAAAGCAAAAAAAAAAAAAAAAAAACUAACAGCAAUCAGAUUGAUUAUUUAUUGAAUGAAUUAGCUGUGUGAUUGCAGACCAUAACUCGCGAAUAAAUAAAUCAGCUAUGUGAUUGAUGACAAUAACUGGUUAUUGCUAAUACACGACGCAUGUGCGCUCUGCUGCACAUAUUGAUACACAUGAAUCCGAGUUAGCACCAUGUAAGAAAAAAAAUAGUUUUUAAGCCGUGGUGGUACGCAAUGAUCAAUUGCAUUAAGGGGAAACCCUAAAUCAGAACACAGCUAGCUAAGGGGGCACACAGAAAGUCAUCAUUUGGUUCAGGAAGGGAAACAUCAUCUAGACAAUGUCUGUCCGUCUGUCUGUCUGUUGUCAGAGCUAUAGCAGAAGCCUCUGUCAAGUUGUACACAACAGCAGUCUGUGUUUGCUCAUAAAGGGUUGGUAUGACUCAGGCAGAAACCUUGAACAGAACCAGACUCAUGUGAGACAGUCAUCUGCUGAGACUGCAUUGGGUUUAAAGAGGGGAUAGAGGGAGAUGCAGAGAGCGAGAGAUGGACAGAUGUGAGACUGAUGCAUUUUCUAACAGCAGCUUGUCAGCAGGCACGUCCGCGUCUGCAGCAGCGAACCAGAGGAACCUGCGGCAUGAUGGAGCUCAGGGACUCCCAGAAAAGACUGUAUCAGUGACUGUAAUAGGACAAGAUGAUUAAGAGUUAAUGACAGAUACAGAAAGAGGAAAGAGGGAGGAAAGGGGCUCAAGGUGCCAGCACCCUCCCAGUUUAAACCUGUAGCAGCAUAACUGAGAAUACAGUGUGUCCUUUGCAUCAUGAUUUGCACUGAUCGCAGGUCCUUACCCAAAUACAACCUGUAUAAAUUUAUCCUUAAACAGCAGCAGAAUUAUCUCUACAACGGUAAUUAGUCCAUGACCCAGGAGGAAACUGAACCCCAGGACAUAACAAUUAUCCUGCUAAUAAUGACAGAAAACAGUUGCCUCUGUCGCACUCUGAUAUCUUUAAUAACACUAACAAACUCUGAAUUGGUCAAACCUUUAGUAUCUGUCUUUGAAAUGAUCCAAUUAGCUGGGCUAGUUCAGGUGAUCCAGUACAGACCCCUUUAUUUUCAUGUUACCAUCUCCAUUUCCUGUCUGUGUUUUCUCUUCAUCACACAGUAGGAGACAUAAAAACAAGUGUAUUAGGAGAAGUAACACUGAUCACCCUACCCUCCUGUAGUGUGUGUAUGACACUCAGACCUUUACUUGUUCUUUUCCGCUCUUAAUUUCCUCUCAGUCCACUUUCUUUUCCAACCUCCACCCACCCGCCCACCCACCUACUUUUGAAUCUUACUCCCACCACUUGCCUGGACUCAUGGACACAUGGAGCUCACUUUAACUAUCAGCAGAAGAGGAAAUGGAGUAGAUGGGGGUGGACAGACAAUAGGCUGAGAGAAGAGUGAGAGAGAUACUUGAUAAUGACAGUUGUGGCGUGGGUGUUAGUCCAUUCAACAACUUUUAAAGUGAAGCUGAAUACAAUCUGAUGUUUUAGAAAUUCAGGCACACACAUGGCGGAGUAACUGUUUGCCCUGAAGCCUCAGUCUGGUGCUGAAAAGCAGUUUGACUUUACGCUUGAGAAACUGAACUUUGACCUGUUUUUGUCAGAGUGUUAUUCAGGCGACAGGCUUUCUAAAGAGAAACAGAAUAAAAAAGCUCUCACUUUGUGACAUUCGGUCAAUGAUAGUAUCAGUUUACUGCACUGACUGAUGUUCCAUUUUUUCUCUCUGACCUUUGAUAGUUAUUAAAAAAUCUGUUUUUAUGGUUGAAAAUUAUCUGUCGUGUAACAUAUUUUUGUUGAGUGAAAGAUCUCAAAGCGGUGGGCUGUAGUACAUCACUUACAGAUAUCACAGUGUUUAAUUGGUGGGUAAGGAUGUCCUCUAAAUCCAGUUUGCCUGAUUAUCAUUGAUCCAUUGAAUAUGAACUAGGGCUGGAUGACAUGGCCCAAUAUGUAAUGGUAAUAGUUUUACUAUUUUCUUCUGUUAUUUCAUUCUAUCUUUUUCAAAAGGCACAGUUUAAGAAAAUGUCAGUUUGCACACUAACUUGCCCAGUGCUUGAAGAGAGGGUCCACUAAUGCUGGUUUAGGAUAGUAAUUUAUUGUUUUCGUAGUGCUCUGAUGGGUGAUACUGUUUCAAAUAAAGAGAACAUUUUACUGUCUUUGGUAGCAUGUCUUGGGCACACUUUGCAGUACUGCUCUGUUGUCAGAAUGUAAAUGCCCCCCAUAUUUCUACACUACUUAAAUUGAGUUGCCCUUAUUGCUGUGCCCCCUAGGGCUGAGUGAUGUAUCUGAAUAUUUACACAAAAAAAUUUAAUUUAUGAUUGGAUUUUCCUUUUGACCUAAAAGUAGAAUUCAGACAAAGACAUGACUCUCAACAUUGUGAUUUGUUUCAACUCUGGAACCUCAAAACUGCAAAUAUCUGUCAGCCUAUCUGCCUUUAUUCUUGCCACAUGAUUGGCUGUUCUCCGUCUAUCAUGGUAGUUAUUGUUUUGUUUUACCAAACAGCCUGAGUAUAGAGGACCCCUCAUCUGGGGACCUCUUGGAUAUAUUUAAUUAAUAUAAUUUAAUCUACAUAUGAUUUAACUGACCCUUUUCUCAUUCACAGCCUUUCUGAGUCAUGGAAAAACAGGACAAAGUCUGAAAUUUUGCUUAACAUUAAUUUUCAGGAAAAGUAUCCUGAAAUAUACUUUUUAUUUACGAGCAUCAGCUUAAAAACUCAGACUGAGCACGUGAGUCAAUGUGAGGAUAGAUAUCUGUUAAAAAUAUGUUCUAAGAACAUCAGCAAACCUGUAAAAAUCUAUUUUCUUCCCUCUGAAAGAAAGUUUUUCAUGAAUUUAAAGGGAACCAUAAAAAAUCAGUCAAAAAAGCUAACCCAACAAUGACACUGUGAAAUUGAGAUCCUUUCCCACUCUCAUUGAUACUGAUAAAGUCGCGCCUGAGGAUGCCUUUAUUGCAAAGUUCCCACUGCUGCCUGGUUGUUAAUAUGUUGUGUUUCCAUCAUUACCCUACAGCAGGUCAAGAACUGUUGUGUUUUCAGUAAAAUGUCAGUUUGAUUCACUGACAGCUGCAGUUUCAUGCCAUGCCUUGCAGCGGCGACAGCGGGUGGCAAAGAGGCCCACAUGCCACUCACUGUGAAAAGGUCACAUCUAACAAGACACUUGAAUUUUUCAUACAAAUAUACAAAUGGUAGUUUCAGAUAAUCUGGGGUGAGUUUUGAACCAGAAAACACUGUUUUUUGGAGUGUUUUUAAUAUUUCAACUGCAGUCAUAGCCCUCCUGUCAAUUAUCCCCUUUUUUUUUUUUUUACAAUGUUCUUACUGGCACUUGUUUUGUUUUGUUAGGGGUCUUUGCUGCUGCUCUCCCUCCCUUGGCUUUAAAUGUAAGUUAAUGAAACAAGAGGAGGUGUGCUUCCCCCACUUUAUGCCAAACAUAUGUGGAAGGGCAGGAAGCCAUACUGCCAAGUAUAUAACAUACGAGUUAUAUACUUCUCCAGAGAGAUGUCCAGCAUAUUAAAAAUCUGUCUUUUUAGAUAUUAGAUACCCCCUCAGGUGGAAACCGACUGACAGCUCUCGUCCUUUAACAACAGGCUAAUCAAUAACACAAUAACAGCAGAAGCUCUGUCGUCCUGUUUACUUGUGACCUUUGCAUCUUUGAUACGCUUCUUCGUAUGAUACUGACCUUUGACGAAUCAAUACGUGAAUUUCUCAUUAGCAUGUUCAUUCAUCCUGUUUUUUCAUUAUUUGUCAAGGGACGUCUUUCUCCAACUUUGGUGCUAGUUUUUCAAAUAUAAAAUUUGUCCUCACUGCAGAUUUGUUAGCCGAAAGCUGGAUUUUUCAUUCUUUUCUUUCCUUUUACUCGGUUUUCGAGCUGACGAGGACGUUGUUUUGACAGAACUGCGUAUUCAGCAGGCUUCAACGACUGCCAGUAAAUCUCUCUUGAUGCCAGAUGAUGAGGAAUCUUUAUUUUGGCUGUGGACCAGUCAUGUAUGCCAGCUGACAUGAUUCACAUGACGUUUGUUUGACGGGGUUCCUUUUGAUUAAGCUUUUUUCUCUUGUUUUCUACUUUCUGCCAUUCAGCCACAAUAUUUCACUAUUUGGAUCUUAGCGUGAGUGUGUGCGAUCCUGUGUGGCUACUAUCAGGGGAUUGCUGUCUUUGCCACUCACCUUGUAACCCUUUCAGUGCUAAUCUGAAGCUGAAGUGCGCUCACACUCUCACACUAUCAGUCUCCUUUUCGCUUCCCUCUGAAUGUCAGUCAUCCAGGCCAGCCCCCCCCCACCCUUGGAGACCAGCAAGAAUUGGGACUUCAAUUAGCUUCAGUAAUUAGUCUCUCUUGCUCUCUCUCUCUCACACACACACACACACACACACACACACAAAUCACACCUUGUAGCCUCCUGUCAGUAUCUACCAGUUUCUCCUCAGUUGUGUUUGAUUGGAUUGAGGCAAUUAGGAGUACAAAUUGGGAGUAAAUUACACUUAACGCUUAAUCAAGGUUUUUUUUCUUCACAGGGGAGCAGACAGACAAAAAUGUUUCAUUAGAGUAAAACUCCAGAAUCGGCAUAGUUGAUUCAUUAGCAUGUAGAGAAUACGAGCCCUUUACGCUGAUAGGUGGGGGAAACCUUUGCAUGGUUCUUCCUCCAUCAGAGGAGGGUUUCUACCACACUCAAGCAGAGCUACUGUCUGUUUUUGUUGUAUUUAUCUGUAUUUUUGGUUACAUGUCGACUUAAGCCCGACUUUGGUGGAGAACUGGUGGUUUUAAAUUUCAUACUAACCUGAGAAGGAACCUGUUACACUCAGAGUGUCCACCUCAAGUGAAGUGACGGCGGUUCUUGUCAACUAUGACAUGUCCGUGUGCAGAGGCUUCUUGUGUAAUCAAACCCACUCUGAUCCCAUUGUCAUCCAUGAGUACAGUAGCGAAAGAGUGAAGAGAAAGGAGCUGUACACUCCUGUUUUUUUUUUUUUUUAAACAGGAUGUUGAGUCUGUAUCCUAGCGAUUGUUUCACAAAGAACGUCACAUGGAACUUCAGCUGUUGCCUUAGGUGGGAUGUAUACAAGUAGUGUUAUGAUAUGACUGAACUCCCUUGGAACAUAAUAUGGCUGAAGAGCAACUGCCAACAGUUUAAUAUUUGGACAACAUAACUUCUCCUUGACAGUUAUGUGUGAAGAGUUACACCAUCUCUGGUUGACAAAUAAAGCCAGACCUCCUCCUGUCUUCUUGCCGCUAGCUUUAGCAUCUCUGCCAGACCUUAUGAGAGUGAAGCCAGUUAGAUCCACACUGGAGUCCGAGUUGUUUUGAUUCAACCAGGUUUCAGUAAAACACAGGAUAUUGACACUUUGUAGCAUUUAGCAAGUUACAGAAGCAGGAGAACUUCCUUUACCAGGCAGAACCUUUGAGCAGAACGAGACUCAUGUUAGACAGUCAUCUGCUCAGGCUGCGUUGGGUUUAGAGAGGAGAUAGAGAUUCAGAAAGAGUUGUAUUAUGGGAGAACAAUGUGAGAGUAUGUGACAUGAUCUCCUCAGACAGUAGUUUAACCGGCCUUUGCAGGGCAGUGAAAAGAGCAUCCAGCCAGUCUGAUGUCUGUCAAUCAUGCAUCUGGGCCAGUGGGCUUGUCACAGUGCCAAAGUUCACCUUGCUCGUCCUGCUGUCAUCUAACUUGCUGUAUAUCUUUACUGUUUUUGUCAGAUACCUACCUUGUGGCAGUGAUCACCUGAGUAAAAUAAACUUUACAGAAAUAUCUUCUGAUAGUUUUCUUUGCUUUUGUUGCUUCUCUUGAGGUGUCGGUAUAAAUUCAAGUGUGUCUGGAAGCUGGUGUUUCAUUACUGGCUGAAAGCUUUGAGUUCAAUGGGCUGCCCUGCGACAAGGCUGCAAACAGCUUCUGUGGCAUUCCAUUUCAGCAAAUUAUCUCCUGCUUUUCUUCUUUUUGAAUUGACUUUUGGAGAAACAUCAGUUUGUAGAGCUCUUGAAGAACAAAUUAAAGAAACUCAGAUGUACCAGACACUUGGCAAAAGAAGAAUCUCCUUUACAUAUAUAACGCUACAAUGUGUGUGGUACUCUUCAUCAUCUUCUACCUUUUUUCAACCUCUACCUCUUGUUCUUUUUUUUUCUUCUGUUCAAGCUACUAAAAAAAACGGACAUCCUUACAAUUACUCACAUCCCUACUCUCCAGCUGGCUUCCUUGUUUCCACAGAUGUUUGCAGGUCUUUUACCAAAGCCAGAAACAAUUUUCUUCUAAAUGAAAGUUAAAUCGCUUUAAAAGAUUCACACCUUUCUUGCUCUGUCCAAAAAGGCGUGAAAGUGUAAAACUACUCUUUACCUUUACCAUGAUUUUGUCCUUUAAACCCUUCCAUCAUCAAAGUUAAACCUUUUCUCUGUGUUUGUUGUAUUUUCAUUUGUUAAAUUACUCCUGUUGCAAACACAGAAGUGAAAACACGCAAUCAAUUGUUUCUGAUUGAUUAUGCAUACACAAGCUUGAACCUGGUUUAUUGAAAAAACAGUGUGCAUGUUAGUCUACUUUCGAAUUAGCACACUCAAAGAGAGAGAAGCUGCUCUCUCCUGACAGGCACACCCGCUCUGUGUUUGAUUAUCGUCCCUCCACUCUUCAGCAUCCCUGCAGAGAACAGUUGGACGUUGUUGUUGAAAGUGCUGAGCAAGAUGCAUUUUUGGCAUUUGUGUCGAGGAUUGCAUUUUUGUUUGUUUUUUUUUACUUCUCUGCCCCACCAGGAGGUCAUAAAUAGAUGAGUCCUGUGAAAUGACAUUAUGGUUCUGGACAAGGUUGUUUAGGAGGCAGAUGGACUUUAAAAGGAGUAUGCUUUCUGUUUAUGGAUGCAUACAGUGUAUGCAUUUUUACAUUCGUAUUAGAUUUCUAUCAUUGAUCAUUUCCUCUUCUCUGCCUCUCCUGUCUGAUGACCUGCAGCACCUGACACAUGCUCUGCUGUAGGGCUGUAAUCAACCAAAGAAAUUCUUGGUGGACUAAAACCCUGAAAAUUUCAACUAAAAAUUGACUAAUGCGGGUGGGUAUUUUUCCCACUCUGACGGCAAACCCUUCUGCAGUGGGGGACAACGCGGCUCAGCAGGGCAAAAAUAUACAGAUAUCAGCGCAAAAAGGCAAUUAAACACAACUAAAUUUAGCAAACCACCGGACAUCGAUUGAUGUGGACACUCUUCAAUCUUCCUGUCUCCGGUAGGUUGGGCGAAUCCAAAAUAGUGAAAACAGGAGGGGUGUUCUGAGAUAGACUUUUACCUGUGAAACAGGGGUGUUCUGAAAACACCCUCUCUAACACUCGGUACAUUCCCUCUCAUGAAAUUGACUGUAAACUGUAAAUUGACGUGGAAAGAAUUGAGUCGACCAAUCAGAAUUUUGGUCGACUCAGCACGUAUCGACCAAUAAGUCGACCAGUCAACUAGGACUUCACAGACCUACUCUGCAGGUGAUCGGAAGAAGCCCUACUACUCAUCCUGCCUGUUAAUGCACUGACAGAGGUGCAAUAUCUGAUGCCAAACUGCCUAGCAGCGUUGUUUGAAGAGUUACGUAUGUGCUGCUGGGUGCUGCAGAUGUCAUCCCACAUUAUCUUAGUUUUGGGUUGUUUUUAAAAAAUUCACUAACAAGUUUCAUCUGUGUGCAAAUCACCUUUUGUGGAAAUGCAGCUUUUGUGGAUUUUUGAUGGAUAUUGUUAAAAGGUGGGACACCUACAGUAAAGAGAAACAGUACAAGUAGGCUGUAACAUGCUUUGGUGCAAAUAAAGAGAGGAAAGCUGUCGAUGCAGUGAGCGUCAGCCAAACUCUGGUAUAUCUACUGUCACAGUCUUUGAGAUUUGUGGUCGGCCGGAAUGAGGGAGAAAGGGGGAGACAUGCAGUAAGUGUUUAGAGCUGGGAGUCACACCAGCAACUGCUGCGACAGGUGCUAUAGCCAUUAUACGUGGGACAUGAUUAGAUUACUGAAUGCAAAUUCCGAAUAUUCUACAAAAGUCUGCAGUCUGCAGGAGCUGUUUGUGUAUAUCAGCCCAAAAUAAAGCCAUUAGAGGGACAAAGUGCUUGGCUGGAGUCGUCUGCAGGAUGCAACACCUUUAGCUGUAGUGUUUGCAGUGAAACAUACUUCAGAUGUUAAACACAACCUGGAUAGCUAAAUGAAAUAGGGGAUCAGACAUGAUUUACUUGAUAGGAAGCUAAAAAUUGCAGGUUCAAGUACAAUAAUAACUUGAUGAGGGGUUGACACACCUGCAGCAGAGUCAAAGUAGCGCACUCUAGGGCCAUCUGUAAAUACUGAUACAGAUAAUCAGCGUAAAGCCAAUUAUCAGCCCUGAUUAUCAGCCUAAUCCAAUAAUUGGUUUACCCCUGUACUUGAGACAUGAUUAGUUGUUAAUCUUUAUGUUGUUUACCUGCCACUUAAUGCCCUUGUGCAGUUAUUGCACAUGGCCAGAGUAGAUGAGAAAGUUGCAGAGGAACAGCAGAGACUGAUUGUAAAUGUGCCGCCUUCCUCUCCUUGAUGCCCUCUCAUGGACUCAGAUUUCACCAUCACUUGGUGAAGAUUUCUGCAUUUCUGGGGUGUGACUUUGACAUAUUUUUGGUUUAAUACCUUCAAAAUCCUGCUCACUCUCGCUGGGUUUCACUAAAGAUGCUAAACCGAGCUUUAAGGUUUAAGAUCAGGAUGUGAGUGCAGUCAGAGAGGAGUCAUGUUUUUUCUUUUUAGACAUGUGUGAGUUCAAGUGUGAGCGUACGCGAGUGUGUGUUUAUGAGCCAGUGAGCACAUUUAUCUCUCUCAUUCUCUCACUCUCGGUCCUCCCACUCACUAGACACUGUGUGGGUGUGGAUCCUGCAGGCUGCCUGUUAUUACUCACAUAUUCUGCACAUUACACUUUCUCUCAGGAAGGUAGGUGAAUCUUUCGCACUGCUCAGAUAGUGACGUUUCUCUCUUUAAGGAUGGGAAAAAUAGCUCAGCGUCAGCCCACCAGUCUUGUAUGAUUCAAGAUUUUACACAUAAGUGUACUGUUUCCUCUAUCGUCAUCUCCCUUUUCUUUCCAAACGCUUAACAUCAUCUUUUUCCUCUCCUCUCCUCUCCUCUCCUCUCCUCUCCUCUCCUCUCCUCUCCUCUCCUCUCCUCUCCUCUCCUCUUCUCUCCUCUCCUCUCCUCUCCUCUUCUCUCCUCUCCUCUCUCGUCAGUCUUCCUGUGAUUUCCGUCUGUCAGGUUGUUCUGCUGUGGCUUCUCUUGUCUCUCAUCAUGUUUAAAAAAGCAAAACGAAACCUUUUUUGUCUCCUCCACCUACCCACUUCUCCCUUUCCAUCAUUUCAUCCCUCCCUCUCUCUCCUCCACUUUACUUUCUUUAUCUUUCAACACACAACACACUCUAUUUUCUCUAAAUUUGUCAUCUUGUAUUGACCCUGCAUGCCUUUCUUUUCACCUAGCAUCCUUACUCAUUUCCUUCAACCUCCUCUUCCUUCAUUUAUCUCUGCACACCCCCCUUUCGCCCCCUCACCCUCCCUCCUUUUUCUGUUUUGUCUUCACAGUCACUGUAUCCAUCAGAUUCUAGAAAGUGUCCAUCACAUUCACCAACAUGACAUAGUGCACAGGGACCUGAAGGUUAGUAUAUAUAGAGGAGCAUCUGCAUCCCUCACCCACCCCUUCCCUUUAACCUUUGCAUGCUUCCUUUCCUCACUCCUUCCCUUUUCCGUCCUUCCUGUCUUUCCUCCGUCUCGUCUGUUCGUGUCCUUCUUGUCAGCUGUCCAUCUAAUGUCCGCCUUGUUUGAUUUGUCUUUUGGUAUGCUCUUAUGUUUCUUGUAGUUUUGUUUGUUUGUUUGUUUGUUUGAUCUGGAGGACCCAGGCCUGCCUCACCCAUCACCCUCCCCUCCUCAUUUCCCCUCCUACGCGAUCUCCUAUCAAUCAUUUAACAAACAAGUACAAAUCAAAGGCUCCUGUUGCACUGACUGACAACCAGAUCGAUAGAUGAAUUAGCCUCUCACACAAAGACAGGUUCCCCCUCAGUCACACAGAUCACCCUGCAGGUGUAGCAAACAUUCAGUGUUUACACACGCCCAAACAACUAUCAAUUUCUCCCAAGCAGAUACAAAAGCUGAAGAAAUAUUUAUUGCCAUCUUUAUUGAUUUUUACCCUCCUCCUCACUUUUUCUUUGGCUUUGACUCAAUUGUAUUGAUCCCUGUGUCUUCAAAACAGCCUCAUUCAACAACACAUGCAUCUUUGUAAGAUGAGAGAACACAAUAACAGCAGCAGGAGGAGGAGGAGGAGGGGGCUUUUACAACAAAAAAGAAAAUCUAUUGAGCAUCCACACUGUUGGUCUUGUGGCUUUGGUGAGAAGCCUUUGCCUCUGAUCCUGAAUUACACUCAGGAAACAGCAGACCUGGACCAGGAGUGUCCUUGUAAACCCUAAAAAGUUUUCAGGAUGCUGCUUUAAUUUUGUGAGGUUAGCCGACAUUGAUUUUUUUUUACCGAUUAUUAGUAGUUCAUAGGACUGAUAACUAAGAACGGAACUGAUAUGCACUGAUAUUAAAAUCAAGUCUUACGCCAUAUAUAGGAGUUAACCUGUUACACUAAGCCAAUCAGAUAGUGUCGUGGGCGGGACAUGAGCUGCUGCCACACAGUUACAAAACAUUCAAGUAAACUCAACAGAAGCAUACCAAACAUAGCAGCGUAAAAAAACUGAGGUCGCUUUCACACCAGAGCUGUUUGGUCCGCUUUAAACGGACCAGAGUUCGUUUCCACGGAUACUCUGCUUCGUUUGGGCAGGUGUGAAAGCUCAUCCGAACUCUGAUGCAGACCAAACAAGCGAACUCUGGUCUGCCUGAAAACGUGGGUCUCGGUUCGCUUGCAAGUGAACCCUGGUUCGGUUCGUAUGCAGUGUGAAAGCUCACCGGACCAAACACAGGACCAAAUGUAUGUAAUGACGUUGUACGCAGUGCAUACGCAGUGCAUCUUGGGUAGAGGAAGCACAGCGUCACUUGUUGCUAUGGCAACAAGUGAACGCUGACAUUAGCAGUUGCUAGCUAGCUUAGCUCAACUGUCUGAACAACAAUGACCCAUAAAUUCACAAUUUGGCAUAUUUAAACAAAAUCAAAUCACAACUACCAACAGUCACAGUCCUUAAACUCUGAGCUCAUAUGUUGUCACGUUAGAUCGUCAAAGUUAGAAAAAUAACAGGAUCAAUUCCUGACAAGCUACGAAAGCGUUAUAGGAACAGUCGCGUUCACUAAUGUUGUAGCAUUCCAUAAAAUAAUGUGAUGAAGCACAAUACAUAACAGCUAGUCCACCCCUGUUUGUAAUCCGUGAGGUUAGAUACCCCUCCUACUUUGUCCAAUCGACGAGCGCCCCUUUCAACCAUGUGAUGCUGCCCGGAAAGUUUGGUGUGCUUUAGAAAUCACAGUGUGAAAGCAGAACCGAAACAAGUGAUAAAUGCAGCAGCGUUGCGACUUUCAGCUCCACAAUUGAACCGAGUCCGCUUGGUCAGGUGUGAAAGCGACCUUAGAGUACUGUCUUAUACAGAAUGUGUCAAAUUAUAGACAAUGGGAGAAAAUUCCAGUCGCUUUUAGAUCAAACUAUAGUAGUGUGAAUGUUCAACCAAAAGCUUGUUGCCAAACCAGGCAGUCUAACUUUUUCUUUUUAUGUUCUAAUGUUGUCCCCAGAAACACAAAUAGAGACAAGAAUUAAUAUGAUUCUAUUAAUACCGAUGACACUGACAGUUCUGCUUAUCAAUUUAUCUCCACACGGACUCAUGUGGACUUUCUGUUUUGAAAGAAGUCAGCUGUUUCAGUUUUCAUGUAUCGUUUUUCAACAGCUAGUUUUUUUUUUUUUUUAGAUUUAUUACCUUCACUGCUCUGCUUCUGAUUGGGCCUUUAAAGGUCAGCUGAUCGCAGAUACAGCCUCUGAUUUAUCGAUAGACCUCAACCAAAUUGGGGCCUUCUGUCAUUUUUUUUGCUUAAUUUGAUACAUAAAUCAGCACAGAUAAUCUCCUCUUUCUCUCUAACCUACUCAGUGAGAUAGAAAAGUGAGCUCUGUAACCUCAGCUGCAAGCCCACAGAGUCACCGUUUAUAAGCAAAGUUGACCCUGUCCUUGUCUUUUAUUCCAGCGUUUAUGGCAUAGAACCUAAAAUACUUCCCCAAGGCAAUUCUCUGCUCUUGUUGGUGUUUUGAUGGUCUGCUCAAAUCGACUUCAAUUGUAUACAUCCUCUACUUUUCUUUAAAAGUAUCAAUGUAUUAAAAACUGAGGUCAUGUGUGCCAUUCAAUGGUCAGGUUACGAUGAGAAUACCCUCUGCUUGCUCAAACAGUAAAUUACUCCAGAAGGCCUGAUGUAUAAGAAGAGAUGAGAAAAUGCUUUUUGUCAUUGUUCAUUCUGAAACAGGAUGUUUGCGAUAGAGUAGCUGGAAGUAAAAAAAGGGAGCACUAAAAGAAAGGUCUCCGAAACAAAAACAUUGGAUGCAGUAGACGGCUCGACCCGUCCUUUACUGAUGACUAUCACAGGGGAGUUUGUGAUGAGCUCCUUUAGUUGAGUACAGACACAAACACACAAGAUUCACACCCUGCAGGUUACAGAGCUCAACAGCUGACCAAGCAGGGGGAGGAGGAACAUGGACACACUAAUCACACAGAUACGCUGAAGCACAUGCAUACCAAAACACACAGAUCCAUGCUCGUGUGUGCAUGACAGGACACAGUUCACGGACACAGCUUUACUCGAUCACUCGAACCUGUUAGUUACACACACAUCACUCGUAGCAUUGUGGUUGUAAAUGUGACCUGCCCAGUAUUUAUUCAGCGGGAGACCUUUAGGAAUAAGACACGUGAUUCUGAUUUAUAGCUCUGAACUUUACAGACGUGCCGGCCCAUCUUCCUGCCUCACGUUCUUUCUUAUGUUGUAGCAUUUGGCAGACUGGGCCAGACUUGUGUUUAAUUUCAGCCCAUCACGACAACAAAGCCCAGAGGUCCUGUGAGUAGUUUGGUUCAGCUUUAGCUAGGCUGUUGUUUGUCUUCAGACAGGCUCAAAGUACUGAGAUUUCAGGCUGGUUUGUAACUUAUCGCCUUGCACUGUACCUCACUUAGAGUCUGGAGGAAUCUCUUGGUAUGUGUUCUACUUUAUCCUAUCGUAUCAUUUCAACCUUGUUCAUCGUAUCUUAUUGUAUCAUGCCAGUUCAUGGUACCAUAUCAACAGUAACAUUUGAGCUAAUGAACUCUGCUAUCAAGUCUCAUGGGUCCUGUUAGAUGAGGUUUUGUCUCCUGUGAAGUCAUGUUAUUCAAACCAAAUCUCUGGGUCACGUGGCUUUAUAUUGACUUCAUCUCUUUUUCUUUGAUGGGCGUCAGUGCUUUCAAAGUUUAUAUUAUCAAUAAUAUUAUUAUUAUUAUUAUUAUUAUUAUUAUUAUUAUUAUUAUUAUUUUAAUAUCAGCGUUAACUAGGGCGUGGGAAUACGGUCACAGUUAAAUUUACCAUAAUCCUUCAGCACUUUUCCUGAACUAGUCCAAAUUCUGAAAAAAGUGAUUAGUCGCAAGUAAUGACAAGUCAAAGUCCAUACUCAUAAAUAUUCAAAAUUUUAAUAUUUUAUCUUUUAAACAUUUUGAUACUAACAAACAUGGAUUCUUCUUAUUUGUAGUCAUCAAUUGCAGGUUACUUGUCAGUGCACAGGAGGUAGACAUGCAUGGUGCAGCUAUGAUCCACAUGCAACACCACAACCUCAUCAGCAGGUGCUUGUGCGUGUGAGAGAGAAUAACAGUGUGUGCUCAUAGAUCUAUGCAUCACUCCUCCCACAACUGGACCCUGAAACCACGUCCGUGUUGUCUGCCUCGUCCCACUCACAUAUAUACCCUCUCCCUUCGUGCAGACUUAUCAUCUCGUCACUGCAUUUUCUCUCUGAGUUUAGGGUUUAGCUCACUGACAUCAGACCGACAGCUCUUGUCAGCAGAGGCCAGCUUAGCUUGCAGCAGACAUGGCAUUGAUCCCAGACACAUCUUUUAAAUGUUAUAAAUUGCACAAUGACUCACUCCUUCCCUCACCUCCUUCAUCAACACCCAAUGGCCAGACAGAUUCCCACACCCUCCCUCAUCACCCAAGGUCUGCUGGCUUAAACAUGGAGGACAGUGAGGUAUCUAGAGUUCACCUGCAGACACCUGAACAUUAACAGUGUCUUGAGAGAUCAUGUGUUAGGAGUCUGAAGGGUAGAUCUUUUGAGGUUAGGUUAAAUUGUUUAAGGAAAGCAGAGAAGUAAAGGAAUUUUCUGUUGCAGAGUCGACUGAGUCCAGCUGAGCGUCAGCCAGCUCGCUAAAAUAAAAGUCAUCAAAGACAAGUGCAAGGCUAUAAAGAGAGAGUUAAAGAAACUCAAGCCAGGCAGGAGUCAUUUUAAUGUAACACACUGUAGAAGAUACGGAUGGCAUGGUAGGUCCCUAAAAGUGACACCAAAACCAACAGGAUGCAGUCAGAUAAUAAAACCUUAUAAACCUAAUAAAGAUAUAAUCAACAGUAGCACAAGAGUCUUUCCAAACUGUGUCUGUCCCAAAUUAGCCUCACUCUGUGCAAUGACAUGUCAUCUAGACUUGUAAACAGUCUAACUUUAAUUCCAAUUUUCCUUAUUACGGAGAGGCUCAUCAUGGCAGAGCGAACCAGCAUACAAUGUAAACUUGACUGUGAUGGGACAUACAGAAAACAACGUUUGGUUGUAAACCUACAGGCCAUGCUGUGCAACAGAAUAUUCCUUUCACCACUCUGCUGAAACCCCUUAAUCCCCGCCCCCCCCCCAUUCCUUCCCUCCCUCCUCUUCCCCACACACCUCUGGCCUGUGCACGGGAUUGUAGCGCUGCUCUCAGACUAACAUGCGCCCCCCCCCUCCCUCCUUGGUGUUUGCAUGCAGUCAUUGCAUCCAGCAGAUCCUGGAGGCGGUGCUUCACUGCCAUCAAAUGGGUGUGGUGCACCGGGACCUUAAGGUGAGUGAUGGGGAUCACCUUGCUUUUCCUUUAAGAGUGUGUCUAUAUAUUUAUGUAACAGGGUUCCUGAGUGUGUUAUUUGUGUACUCUGUGUAAAUGAGAGACUGUGUUAAAUGUUUGUGGACAUAAUGUCACUUGCAAAACUUGGGGACUUUUCAGGGGGUUUUAAUAUGCAGAUAUUUGCUGGAGUCCUUUUUACACAUGAACUUCACUUUGAAAUUUUUUCAACAUUACCUGAGAGGGGUGCAUGUUUGUACACAAGCAGCAAAGUUUGUUCACUCUUUCUCCUUGCACUUUUGUAAAAAAAAAGUUUGUAAAAUCUAAAUCAGCCAAUGUGUGCACAAAGUAGGUAAAAAUCUGUGAUAUUCACAGUGAGUGAGAGGGCAGGAUGGUGACAUCGUUGCUGCUUUAAACCCUUAACUGCUCAUUUUAAGUACACUGGAAUAUUUUUGAGCUUAUUCCUUUGUUUGGUUAAGGUGUAUGAAAGAAAAAGACCAGAUAUUGUCAGGUCCUGAUCAAGGUUUCCAUCAAAUUCAUGCAUGAAAAUAGCUUUCGUGACUCAAUCCAGGCAAUCCAGACAGUCUGCUUAAUUUUACUGUAAUAAAGCCACGGCCCUUUCAUCUCACAUUUCUCAGACUUAUUUUUUUUUUACCUUCAGGUCCUGACAUUUUCUAAACCGGACUUUUCAGGGCUCACACAUGACCUUAGCUGACUCUGCAAAUAAAGUCAUGUCAUCUAAGUAGUCAAUGUCUGGAAAUUUUCAGGAGUGUUGUGCAAGUGUAAAAAGGACUUUUGCCUCAGACUAAAACUCUCCUGAGCUCGAAUAGUCUGUGCAGCUCAAACACAAUCACCAUGAGACUAAAAAAGUACCACUUUCAACCUUCCUUUGCCUUUCCCCUGUUGUACACAGCCUCCAGCUCUGUACGGUCACCUUCUCUCCCCCUGCAGUGUUAACACCACUUCCCCCUUAAGUCUGUGGAGGUUUAAAGCAUGCAGCGCUGGUCAUGCGGGCUGAGCAAUGCUGCCGCUCUGUAACCUUUAUAGAACAGGAUCUUGUCAUUGCACAGUGGACAACAUGACCCCUGAGGAUACUUUAUCUGACCCCUGGUCUAUCUCUCAGUCAGAAGAAGAUGUUCACUUUUGGUUAUGAGACAGCUUGUGUGGUGUGUUUUGCUUUUAUAGAUCACUCUAUGACUGCAGUGCUUUUAGUGUGACAGCUCAUUUUCUGCCUCUUGCCGUGUUUUGUUGUGACAUUUGUUUACGCUGGCUAACUGGCUGGUAGCAGAGGCUUUUUUAAAGGUUGGAAACUAAAAGCUGGUAGCUACCUUUGAAUAACUGGUUACAGUUUUUUUAGCACUGUGGGAUGUGGAUGCUUAAUGCUAAUAGAUGUAAUUUGCAGGCUUUUAAGAAAGUGUGAUUCAUUUUAAGGGUGAGGUACUUUCGCUGAGCUUGAAUUGUGUUUUCAGUAAGGCUGCACAGUGAGCGGUAGUCGCUGCUGACUGUGAACUUUUCUUAGGAUCUUAAGAGUUUCUAUUUGGCUUCAAGUUGUGGUUUCCUAAACAAAGCAGCACCUCAGAUACAAUGAGCUGUGUGUGUCGUGUCUGUGUUUUGUCUGUGCAUGCUUAAAUAUCGCAUCUUGUUGUGCAUGUUGCGCCUCUGUCAAGCAGACCUUUCCUAUGCAAAUGACAGUCCCAGUGUUCUUGUAAAGGCGUGUUGUGUUUAUCAGAACUGUUGUGGCUAUUUCUUUAUUUAGCCGACACGCCUAUUGGGUUUCACACCCAGGCACUGGAGAGCAUUUCAUGCAAUAGGUCAUAGUGUGAUGACUGAGGACAGCCUGGGUGACAAGAUCCCUCAAAUUAGGAAUUGGGUUAUGGCAAAUAGGAUGACAACACAGCAAACAGAUUUAUAUGGGUGUCAGAAUAAGGUGACACCAGUUCCCCUAUAUUUCUUUGACUACAUUUCAAACUCAGAAGUUUCUCCACUACUCCCCUAUACAUUGUGAUUGUAGCUUAGGGGUGUAAAGGUACAUGGUUUCCUACCAAAGUGUUUUAGUACGACAUUUUUUUAGUUCAAUCAUUCUGUUGAAGUUAUUUUUUGUAUUAAUUUUGUUAUCUUUAUUUGUGUCAUAAUUUAUAUUCACCAUCUUAAAUGAAAAAUCCAGUUUGAUCUGUUGAUGCUGCACUUCAGACAAUUGUUUAAAGUUUUGUAAGUUAUUUGUUUCCCAUAUGAUAAAAAAAAGUUCGGCACCAGGAUAUUAAACUGAGAAUUGUACUAAAUCAAAAUAUAAUAAUGCUGUCUCAUCUCUUGUAGGCAGAAAUAUCAAAACAUUUGAAUGAUGCUGAACCUGAGCCUUUACUUAAAUCUAGGAAUUUUAAACAAAAGGACCAGUUUCUAUUAUAACAGUCUGCACAGACUUUACCUUUACCUAUGAAGGUUCAGCCUGGACUGUUUCAGCAGCUCCAGAUCUUUAUGUAGACAGAGCAAUGCCAGUAAAGAAGAACAGGAGGGAAUCAUCUCAUUUAUAACACCCACUCAUGAAGUGCUCUCUAAUGCACAUGUACCCUCCCUUCUUACCUCCCCCUCUUUCUGUCAUACAGCUGUGUGUGCAUGCUCGAUUGUACCUGUCUAUGUGCUGAAUAUCUGGAGACAGAACAAAGUGCUGCUGAUUGCUGCAGGAAUGUCUUUCACAUGUGGCCUGGAUGGUUCUCAGCACAUUUAUGCACCUUUUUGACAAAAGCACAUGCUUCAUCAGAAUUUCCACCCACACGGAUUAUCGUGCCGCUGCUGCAGUGUUGGCAAGUUCUGUCUCAUUUACAAAAGAGGAAAGCCUAACUGAAUGGUAGAGCUGGGAGGACGGGAAGGCACAGCGCCUUUGGAUUACUGGUUCGCUCACUCACUGUCUCUCUUGGUUGCUCAUUCCCUUUCUCUUAUACUUACGGGCUCAGCGGCUAUAAAGGCCAGCUUUUAAGUGUCUGCACUUUAAAUACAUGGUGUCCCUCUACCUCUCAAUAAAUUAGCUGAGGAGCGAUAGGGCAGAGAAAUGAAGGUAGAGGGUGCAAAGACACACACUGCUGCAGUGCAGGGAGGUGGUUUUUAAAAAUGCAGCCUAAACAUCAUGUCCUCACUUUCUCUUUUCUCUUUGAGAGCUUCUGGUAGACCGUUUACAGUAAUAAACAUGGCAAGUUUUUCACUGUUAGAAAAACAGACUGAGACAGUCACUGAUCCCUCUCCAUUAGGGGUGGGAGAGAAACGCGAUUCAGCAUAGUAUCGCGAUACUUUGUCCGGUUAUAUAUCGUAUUGUCUCAUUGACCAAGUAUCGAUUUUUUUCAAAUUAAUCGCUAAUAUAAACUCAGGUCUAUGAUGAUGGAAAAAUAAAAUAAGUUGUUUGUCCAGUGAAGUUGGCAGAGGUGACAUCAUAGAGCAGGAGAAAGUUAGUGCAACAAACAUAUAAAAGGUUUGCAAGAUGAAAAUAAAAUACAGUGUAAAUAAGACAAACAUAAAGGAAAGUCAAAUGCUAAAUUAGCUAAACAAAAUGUAAAGAUUACAAUAUAUUGUAUCCCGAUACUCACUGUAUUGCAAAAUGUUAAAAAUCAUGACAAUAUCAUAUCGUGGCCCAAGUAUCGUGAUAAUAUCCAAUCGUGACCCAAGCCACUAGUGAUUCCCGCCCCUACUCUCCAUGAGCGUUGAAAGCAAAUAAGACCACCAGAUGACUGACAGCAGGCACAGAGAUUUUUUUCAUUUCAGCCAAAACAAAGCACACCAAACUUUUAGUAUGAAAAAGUUAAAUCAGCAUGACCCAGUAGGAGUUAAUCGAGGGGUUGGGACAGUGAAGUCAAAGCUAGGUUCUGGUAAAGCUUAUAAAAAGUUCUUGUUUGUUUAGGAAGCUCCUUUAAGCUGCAGGCUCCUCUGGCUGAAGUGUAACUUAACUCAAGGUUUCACUUGUGCUUUGUUAAGGUAAACCCGUUAGCCUUACAGGUGACAUCAGGUAACGAAAAGUCUCAGCGUUUUAAAUCAUGUUUCUCACCAGAGUGCCCGUGUCUCUUAGAGAGGGAAUGAUUAAGUGAGAUGAAGAGAUUUAGAGAGACCGAGUAAGAAGGAGCAGAAGGCCAGUGGGGAUAGCAUCCCAUUAUUAGAGCCCUCUUCUGACUGAGAAUAAUGAGGCUGACUGCAUUAUCUGGGCCACAGAGACACAGCCUGCAGACCACAGCGAACUACGUGAAAGCGCCGAGGCUGCAUGGACAUCUAAGAAGCUGGUUUAUGCUUCUUUUAAAGCUUUACGUGAUCAUGCAAGUUUAUUCAAAUGACAUCUAUGUCUGUGUAGCUGUGAUGUGCGUGUGUGUGUGUGUUUUUGUGCCGAUGAGUCUGUAUCCUGUGAACCCUGUUACAAAGGUAGUGCAUGUAUAGCUCUCUACCUCCAGCUCUUCCUCUAAAUGGGCAGUGUGCAUUUACAGUGAACCCUGUGCAUCAUUGAAUAAAUGAUUGACAACUCUACUUCUCUGCUCUUUUUCCUCUCUAGCCAGAGAACCUGCUCCUAGCAAGCAAAUGUAAGAACGCCGCAGUGAAGCUGGCUGACUUUGGCCUCGCCAUCGAGGUGCAGGGGGAUCAGCAGGCCUGGUUUGGUACGUAGAGUAUGAAUCUGAUACGCUGUGACUCACUGAUCUGGAGCUGGUUGGUGCAACAGUGAAGGCGUACUGGGUUAACCUGCAGUUGAUGUAUAUACCUGAGAAAGAAGUAGAAUUGUAAAUAUGAAUAUAAACCUCUUUUGAUUUUAAACAGAACAAAGUUGAAGUUUUGGAGUACCUGAGUUCACCUCUGCUUGUUGUGGUGUUUCACAUUUAUCUGCUGCACAGAGGGUGUGACUUUUUUUUUCGGGAUAUCAAACCUGAGUCUGGAGAGCUCAACUAAAAGUUUAUAGAUAAGUAAGGGAGAGCUGGUUGAGCCAGUCUUAGAUCAGGAUUUCUCAGGCACGAAUCUCCCCUGGAUCUCGAGCACAAAUGUAAUCACCAUCAGCAGAGGUAUCUUUGGUUUUCCUCUCUGAGAGAUUAGCCUGUCCCUCUCAAUCAGCUGUCUGUGAAGCCUCAGAUCUGUCUGUUAGAUCUCAGACCGCCGUGUGGAUGAAUAGGUUUUAGCUUACGGAAGAUUAUCCUGCUUCUUUACAAGCUGAUCCAAAGAGAGGAGACACACAAUCUGUUGCCCUGGGCAUGUCAGUCAAUCUUGUGUGAGUCUGUGUGGAUAUGUGUUUGUGCUACAGGAUUUGCUGGCACACCGGGGUACCUGUCCCCUGAGGUACUGAGGAAGGAGGCAUAUGGCAAACCUGUGGACAUCUGGGCCUGUGGUGAGUGGUGCAAUGAGACACGUAACACACACACAGCGGCGCGCACACAAGAAAACAAACACACACUGAAGCACAUUGUCUGACAACAUUUCCCUGGUUUGUGUGUGUACGUGUGUGUGUGUCCAUAUGUGUUAUUCUGUGUGUCUCAGGGGUGAUCCUCUACAUCCUGCUGGUGGGUUACCCUCCUUUCUGGGAUGAGGACCAGCACAAGCUGUACCAGCAGAUCAAAGCUGGGGCUUAUGAUGUGAGUGUCUCCUCUCCUCCUCUCCUCCUCCUCUCCUUUUACUCCCCCCUUUCUAAAACGCCCUCCCCUCUCAUCCCGCUGCCCUCCUUCCUUUUUGGCAGCGGUUACGUAACUCUGUCACCUCAUUCAUAUUUCAAGGGGUGCAAGUGAGGGAGCUUCACCUUAGAUCACUUUUAAGCUCAUGCCAAAAUGGGGGUGGGGGGGGCUGCCUGACUCUUCCUGGCACAGAUUCUGAGCUCAUUGGACACACACUCUGACUUUAAGUCAUCAUCACAACAGGUUCUGAUGGGUUUGAAGACCUCUCUGUAGAUUACCUGAUGUUGUGCUCGGCCUCCUGGUAUUGUUGAGAAACUGACCAAUGAGCUCAAAGCCUCAGUGUGGAGUUAUUGACUGAAUAUAAACCAGAUUGAAACUGAUACUGUUGCCCCUUUUAUUCAAAAAGGGAUUUUUUAAAGGGAUCACCAAAUGCACUUUCCCCUAAAUCAAAUAUUCUCCACAGUAACAUUCUAGAUAUAAUUGAUGGUAUGCAUAACAACAGGAUAUAAAGAGGGGUAAAAACAGUUUGCACAAAAAUGUUCUGCAAGGAUUUAUAAUCAUCGCCAGACUCAAAUGACUAAUCGUGGAAUUUCUGACUGAAACAAGAGGACAAAACAGAAAGAUAUUUCAGACUUACAAUGUCCAGUUUUCUGCACAUUUGUUCUUUUUGGAUAAACAAGCGUGUCCAGGAUCACAGCCAGUCAAUCACAAUCAAUCUAGCAGCCUAAAAACACAAACACAGAGGGAGGCCUGGUUGACGCUGGCGUGCAGAUGCAUGCCUAGACUUUGACUUUUCCCUAUUUGUUCUGCUUUGUGUCCAGAAGUGAGAGGAUGCCCUGGUUCUAACUCUCAAACUCCGUGGUCGCAGUGGCAGCUGUUGUGUUUAACUCCCUUAAACAAGCUCAUGAAGAUCUGGUGCAACAUACUUAGCCCGCUGGUUCACACUGAAACAUGGUUUUGACUUAAAACUCCAUGGUGUCUGCUCAAAGUAACAUGAGACCACAUGCCGUAAACUUAUUACCUGAUAAAAAUGGGAGAAAAGAUGGCUGUACCUGACUGUUUUUAACCGUCAAAUAGAAGAUGCUGAUCAUAAACCUUGAGAUGUUUGAUUGACAGUGAUACCCAAGAAAGAAAAGCAGUAAUUUUCUAAAAUUCAAGAGGCUGAAAUUCACAUUUAUCAACUGAUUUUAUCAUAUUUUUUUGUUUGCUCCUUCAGUUCCCAUCUCCAGAGUGGGACACAGUCACCCCAGAGGCCAAGAACUUGAUCAACCAGAUGCUGACCAUCAACCCAGCCAAGAGGAUCACGGCUCAGGAGGCCCUCAAGCACCCAUGGGUCUGCGUAAGUGUCCCCUUCCUCAGGUUAUUCAUGGCAGCUAAGGACUCCAGACCUAACUCAUUGACUGAUGUCUUCUGUUUAACCUUCUCCUCCUCUUCUUCCUGCUUCAGCAACGGUCUACAGUGGCGUCUAUGAUGCACAGACAGGAGACCGUGGAGUGCCUGAAGAAAUUCAAUGCCAGGAGGAAACUCAAGGUCUGUUUGCAUGCUCUCCCUCUUUCUCAGAAAGCUUAAAUGGAGAAUACAAAAAAGAAAAAAACCCUCUUCAAUGUCUUUCACAUCAGCACAUUGACUCGCUCUCUUUUCCAAGUUCUUACUAUCUUUUGGUCGUCUUCCUGAUCCAAAAAAUACGUAACGGGGCCCCUUCGCAUUGCAUAAUAAUAAUGAUGCAGCUCAUUUCUGUGGCAGUGCAAAAGAAACAGCAGCAAAAACACAUUUACAGGUAAAGACGAGCUGCAGAAAUCUGCAAAGAACUUGAUGUAAAUAUUUAAAUGCAAAAUAAAUUUCCAGCUUCAAAUCUCUUCAAAAUAGGAUUAAAACCAGGAUGUGAACAAGCUUCUGAGAGGAAGACUGAAGAGAUAAUUGCAGCUUCACCAUUCCUUCUUGGGUUAUGAUAGACUAGCUGCCAAAUUUACCCCUUCAAACAUCAAGUGCUUUAUUUUUCACAUCACUGUCUGUUUGCUGUUCUGAGCAUUUCUGGGACACAUAAAAACAGAACGAAGGUUUGCUGCUCCAUUUGACAUGUUGUCAUGAUCCAAUACUCAUGUUUUUUAAAAUAUCAGAUCAUAUCUCCUCCACUUUAAGAAGCUAAUGAGUGGAGGGGAAUGCAUUGUGGACACGCUCCAACAGUGUUUUGAGUGGCCGCAAUGCAUUGUGGGUGGCCACAUAUAUUGUUGUAAAAUUUCUUCAUUUUCUCUUUAAAUGUUCCAGUUUUUAUUAGGCUGGCAUUAAUGUACUUAAUUCGAGACUUAAUUGGAUUUGGGACUACUUUUGUGGUGGUUUGUACAUUUUGUUACCGAGGCUUAUCACGAUUAAAUAGUAUAUCGGCACAUCCCUACUACAGACCUGGUUUCUUUGUUUUAUUUGUGGUGAAAUCCUCAGUGAUGAUGGGGCGGGUCUUUGUCAGCAUCUAGAUUUGCUGUCUGUUAAACUGUGAUGGUGAUAUAUUGUGCAUUUUGUCCCGUGAAUUUUUCAUUAAAGUUCAGCCUUUGAAAAGCACAGUUAAAUUCUUGAGUUGCUUCAGCUCUUGAUUGGAUCCUUACUGAAGGAUGUACUUGACAUUAAGUAGUGACAGAGGAAACUAGAAGUGUUUAUAUUCUUACGUUAUUGGUUUAAAUGAUUCAAACUGGACUGUUUUCUUCUCAGGGGGCCAUUCUCACUACCAUGCUGGUUUCUCGAAACUUCUCUGGUAAGUGUUUUCCGGACUUUCUCCAUCAUUACUGUAUGGCAAAUACUCGUAUUAGUUACUGGCAUACCUAGAUGUGGUUUGAUUCUCCAUUUACUAGUUUUUACAGCUGUUUAAAAACGCUUAAAUAGGUGGCAAAGUCACCAGCCUGAGACACAUGAAGAGUUUUUUUGAGCAUUCCAGUGUACAGAGCUUUUUCCAAAUGAGCAUAAUACCUCCUCUUUCAUGUGUCUUCAUGUGGAAAAGUUUGGUUCAGAGGAACAUGCUGCUGUUUUGGAGAACUCUGCAGAUCUUUAAAGGGAUAUUCCUCCUAAGAUAGGACUCAUCAUGUCACUGCUGCCUUCAGUAGGAGGGUAGUAUUAUUUAAAGCAGAUAUUUUAACACCCAGAUAUUCCUCAGAUAUAAAGACACAUUAAUUUAAGACUUUAUCUUUUUAGCUCCUGUUCUGCUAAAAUAGCAGCAUGUGCCUUGUAAACAGUUUGUCUCUUUGGGACUGAGGUAUAUUUAUAAAUGAACAUAUGUAUUUAAGUUUUUAGAGCAUGCCUCAAUCGAGCAAAAUCCCAUUUUCAUACCAUCUCUUUGCAACUUCAGUGUUUCCCUUUGGUUUGGAGGUGAAUUUCUUUUAAGCAGAAACAUGUCACACUAAAACAGUGGUCAUUUUAAACAGCUGUGUAAGGCAUUCAUGCUGCCUUAUCACUGAAAAUACAGUCAAUAUGUAUAUUUCUCUCCUGCUCUCAUGAUCUGAUGGUUGAGCAGGGAAAAAAAACUCACACUGACUGUAGUGUCCUGCAGUGAGCUGAGAAUCCGCACUUUUCAUAAUUCUGCAACCUGCUUUUUAUUUUAGGUGAAAUCUCAACAAUGUGGCUCGAUUUAAGCAAAUGCAAGUUAAGGUCUCUUAACACUACUAAUUAUGUGUAUUAAUGAAAUGGUAGAGGCCUGAAAUCCUAGAUUGAUUUAAAGUUUGAGGACUUCUGAAGAUGGAAUGGAACAUAAAUACUGAUUAAAACUAAAAACAAGGAAACACUGAAUUUGACCAGCUAAAGCUGAAGAUGCAUUCCUGUCUGUGUUCUUGUCUUUAUAUCUCUGUAUAUCUCUGUAAUUUGAAGACACCCUGUAAUAGGGGUUUAACAAAGAUUUGAGCUGGGUUUUAAAUCUCUGCUAUGAGCUUUGCUGAUGAGUUAUCAACUUUUUACACCCUUACUUUCCACAACUCGCCCUAAAGCUGCCUUAAAGACUCAAACAUCUUCAGUUUGAGUUUUUGCCUUUUCUUAGUUUUGUACAACUGUAUGAUCAAAAUUUUUAGCUCUUAGUUUGAAAAUUUCCACUUAUUGGUGAAAACAUGAGCUCAUUCCCAAUUGAGGAUUUUUUAACUAGGCCAUAAAAGAAGAAGUUAGCAUAACCAGAGGAGGGUAUUGUUAAUUAAAAAUUUGAAUCCAUCACUAAUUCGUUAACAAAGACAAACUCUGAUAAAGGUGGAAUUUAAAGCUCCUGUUAGGAGUUUUUGAUUGGUUAUGAAGCUGUCUGAGACCAUCAACGGCAAGACUGACAUUUUCUGUGCUGUAAUUUUUAUUCUCUGUUGUUGCUGUGAGGGGGGUAGGUUUGCUGAGGAGUAAAAUUCUGCAGUAAAGGUCUCAGAGAAACAACAGGGAGAUAGUUUUUGUCAAUAAAAAACACUUAAGCAAGCAUCAGACAAAAUCAGCAACAAUGAAGGGUAACCACUUUGUCCACAGGGGGCGCCAAAUUCAACACAGACAGAAAGUUCCUCACAGGAUCUUUAACAAACAUGGCCAGGUUUUUUUUAUUAUUUUUGUUGGCGACAAACACGAUGGAAAGGAGCCAGAACCCCGGGUUUUUAAGACCCUCCUGCGCAAAACUGGCGGGGUAUGAGCGGCAAGCGCUCGUGACCAGAAUAACAGAAUAAGUGGUGCUGACAUGCCGCGGCUCUGAACUACACAGCUCAGCAUGUCAGCACACGUGUAUGUUGUGAGAUAGAGAGAGGAGCCACACGAGUCACAGAGGAGCAGAGAGAUACAUUUUUCUUGAAAGUAAUGAAACAAUUGCGCAAAUUAUAUUCUAUAGGCCGUUUUGAUAAAAAUAAAAAUUCUAACCCAGAAAUUGAAGUCGUAGAUUAAUAUAUAUAUAUUAAUCUACGACUUCAAUUUCUGGGUUAGGAUCUCGUUGGCAGGGCAGAGGUAUCCGUGCCAAGUGCACUAUAGGGGAAACACUGCCAUGUGAAAAGUAUAGAGGAUAGAGGGACUGACUAACAGCUGUGAGCGUCAACCCUCUGAAAUAAUACACUAUUCCAAAGUAUUUAUAAUUAUUUGUCAUGAAUAGCCUCAGAUCUGUUCCUCCAUCAUUUUUGCCGUUGUUGGAAAGAAAUCACAACCUCUGAGUCUGCAUUCUUGUAAAGUGUGUGUGCUUGUUGUGUCUAUAAAUGUGUGUGCGUGUGUGUGUGUGUGUGUGUGUGUGUGUGUGUGUGUGUGUGUGCGUGUGCUCGCAUGCUGCUCCAGUAAACAUGACUCACAGCAGCCACUCUGACACAGAAAGCUUUGCAAUGGGAAAUGGCCUGAAUACCAACGAAACAGCCACUCAGCUUUCUAACACCUCCACUCACACCCACGCACACUCAUACUGACCCAGGUGUGUGUCCUGGCUGUGUCAUCGCUCCUAAUCUGCAUUUCUUUGCUCGCUUUCCCCUUCUCAGAAAGCAGAACUCCUUUGUUAGAGUGCGGUCAUGAGUCAGAGAGACUCUGAGAGAGGAUUCAGAAAGAAAAUAACACUGAGACCUUCAAUAAAACAUAGCCCGGGCAUAUUACAUCCACACAUAAGCUGUCACCAGUGGGUUAUGUAACCGGUAACUAUACUAUCAUCAUAUAUUAUGAAUCAUGCGUUGUGCAUAUCGCUGUCUCGGUGCUGACACAGAGGCGGUUCUUUUUCCAUAUAAAGUUUUUUGCCACAUGAAGUCAAAAGGAUAACAUUUCAACAGUUUAUAUCACGGCUACUCUAUUCAACCCAAAUUUAAUCAACAUCACACUUAAGAGAAACAAAGCAACACGCCUCCUGAACCUCUGCAGUAAUGAGGAAUGAUUGUAGUCAGAUAAACCACCUAUUGGAAAACUCAAAUUCCCAGCAGCCUUAGCAUGAUCAUUCUAGGUUAUUUUCAGCAACAUAUUGCUGGAAUUUGAUAAUGUCAGUAAGCACUGCAAAAUCUAACAUUCACUAAUGUUGACUUCAUCCUAUGCCAUUUUCAUCCUCAUCCUCAUCAUCGUAACAACUAAUGCUAUUUCCAGGAAUAUGUAGAGACAUUUUCAAAGCAUCAAAGUUUCUCAGAUUAAGGUUGAGGUCUGUGUUUUAUUCUGGUGUUUUUCUCUGCUGAUCUCUCUGUCAGAACUUCUGUCAAAGUGAAGUUACAUCAGCGGUCUGUGUAAACGGUUUAACCUCCUUUCUCUUUACUAAUCAGCCCUGUAUCUUUCUUCUUUCUUUCUUGUAACCCCUUCCACCUGCUCUUUCUCUGACUCAACUCUUCCUCUUACCUCUUCCUCUUCCUAAACGUCCUUCCACCUUCUGCUCUAAUUUUCUUUCUCCCCUGUGUGACUGGGUGUUGGACUCUUAAACAGUGGGGAGCAGGCAGACCACCGCUCCAGCCUCUGUCACUGCGGCCGCAGCAGCAGUGGCUGCAGCCGCCGGCACCACGGCAGGGCUGGUGGAACAAGGUAGCGUGGUGGCUCACCCAUGGCACGCUACACCACUCCCCUGUCUCUGCUCCUACUCCUCUUCUGUACCUCUUACUUCUUGUUCUUCUUAUUUCUUUUUUACCCCUCUUUCAUUUCUCUCUGCUCCCUCCCUCCUUCCUCAGCAUGGGAGCUCAGAGCAUGAUGACUGAAAACAUUGCUAACCAUAUUUACUCAUCACCUACAGCAUUAGCUAUGUUUCCAUCCAAUUAUUUUAUCUGCUUUUGUAAGGGAUAGAAGACUUUUGAAUGUUGGAAACAUCACAAAAAAACCACAACAACCCAAGUAUGGAGAGUUGGAAGAGACUAUCUUGGCCGCCAUCAGCCUUAUUUUUAAACUGAAUUGAGGACAGUGUUGAUUGAUACAAACAGUCAAACCAUAUUAGAUGCAAUGUGAGCUACAAUAUUGAUGGUUUCUCAAGAAAGUUGUUAAAAACCAACUCACAAAGCUAAUAUUGUAGAGGUUUAAUCAGUUCUUUUUAGUGGUUUUGGAAGCAAACUAACCACAGGGGGUUCCAGUCAACUGGAAGACCUGCACAGAAGCCGGGCUGACCCCUGCAGCAGCUUCAGUUCAGCUGUGUCCAACACACCAGUGCAUCCAUUAUACCAGUAUAAAAUGCUAAGAGAGUGUUUUACCACAGAGAUGGCAUCCAAAAACGAAAGCAACCACCUUGUUUCCAAAGCGUGCUGGAAAAACAGUGAUGAAGACUAGUCUGGCAGCGCCACUUAACAACUUUUCUCCUUGAUAAGCUCAUAUUGAUGCAUUGAAAGAAAAUUGUGGUAUUCUGUCCAGUAAUGAGUUUGUAGUGAAGUUUGAUCAUUUUGCAUCUCAGUUUCACAUAACUUUGAACAACAGCCGAACAUUGUUUGGAGUACACAGUAAUGGCUAGAGAGUUUGGUAUUUCAGCUCAGUCCUCCUUUUCAAAGGCUAACAAAGGUUGUCUUAUUUGACUAUUAAAAACUGAAGAAAACAACAGCAGUCAGUGGAGCUGGGAACUCAACCCCACCUAAAAAAACAAACUGUUCCUUUAAAGUACAAAAUAUGUUUAAAGUGAGAAACUUUUCGGUAGUCAUGAUGUGGAAGUACCCCCAUACUGCUUUAGAGGGAAGACUAAUGAAAUUAAUCACUCUAGCCUCCAGCCCAUGCAUUAAUUUGUUUACCAAUUCCCCUUCCUCUACCCCAUUGAUAUAUUUUUGCUGUUUGUCCUUAAUUGAUAAAGCAUCUGCAACUUAAAUCAAGUUAAAAAAACAACAUCCUUUAGAUGAUAUGUAGUUUCUUUUUACCCUUCCUAUACUCAGUCUUCAGUAUGAGUUAAGGACUCGUUUGGAAGCCCAGCUACUGCUGACAUUUCCCACCCUAACACAUCUGUCACCUCCUGUGUGAGAUCUGAUUGGUUUGCUGCAAUGCCCAUCACUGCUCUGUCAUCUCCACUGACCUGUAUUCAUUUAGUCAUUGUCAUCUUCAGACGUAGCCACAGAGCAUGGCCUCAACUUGUAAAACCUUCUGUCCUGUCUCUAUUUUUCUCUUUAUUACUCCCCACUUUUCCCACCAACUCCCCAGCCACACCUCCACUUCAAUUUGUCACUUUACUCUCUCCAUUCCCACAGCACCAGCAUCACUUCAUCUUUCCCUCUCUUUCCAUCAUCAUUUCACAUCUUUAUAACUUUCUCUCCCACUCCUCUUUCUCUCUUUCUUCUUUUCUCUGUCUGAUAAUGACACUGUAAAGUUUGCCCCUGUCACUCUAAGGAUGGAACGGCCCAAAAGCUGCCGGUGAAUGCUGCAUGGGGCACUGGACUGGUGCAUGCACUGCAACACAAGGGGUGGUGGGGAGUUUGGUGCAUGAUGGACACUGUGGAAGAUGCAAGGCUAGGCUGGUUCUGUCAUUUAAUUUAACGCAAUGAGAAUAUAACCCUUAAUGGACUGUAUCCGUUUGUUUAUACAAAGAAUAAAGGCUGACAUCCCCUGAACACUCAAAUUUAGAUGAAGCUCUUUCAUUUUGGCCAAAUUCUGGAGAUGGUGCGAUUACAUGCAGAAGAGAAACAUCUUGUUAGACAAAAGUAGGCCCAAGGAGAUUUGAACAAGUGUCUGGUCAAGCUGGAAAAUGUUAAAACUAGAGCGAAGGAGUCACAAUUAUCCUCCUGGCUUUAGAUGUCCUUUUGAAACACAGAGGAAAAAGGAGAGAGGCUAAAAAGAAAAGACUAAAAGAGCCAGAGUGUCCGAUGAAUCUUGAUUUCAGUUCGGCAAUGACAUGAAAGUAGACACACAUCCACAAACAUAAACAUGGUUAAUACUUGCUUGCAGCUAUUGUCUGUACAUCUGGUACAUUGGCUGUUAGGGCUAAUCCUUGUUAGGACAAACUUGCUGGCUGGAGAGAUGGCCAAAAUUUGCCCUGCUGUUUGUCUGAAACAAUGACAUAGUAUAGCAACUUUCAGGCUAGCUUUAUGCAUACAUAUUUCCUUUAUCUGAAUGUGAAAAUCAAUGGUGGCAAAUAUACAAGAUAUGAAACAAUCAGCUAAAACAAGUACAAAGAGAUGUAUAUUGCAAAUCCCAAAGGGUGCCAAAGUCUUCACUUUUUAAGUCCUUCACAAAGAAUCCCAAGGGGACGAUGUAUAAAGACAAAGGACUGAUUGCCCAAAGCUCUUACAGUAAAAGACAGCUACUGGACCAUGUCUGAUAAGGUCCAGAUGACUGAACCAAGAGAGAUGUUACUAAUCUUGUCAGUUUCCCUGUAGGGGCCUCAUAUUAAUCUCAUAUUUGUAUUCCAAAAUAGAAAUAAGAAGAUCAAAAUUCAUUUUCUUGUAAAAUGUUAGAAAGUUAGUUUGUGUCUAUACAUUUUUGAAAAAUAUUAUUGGUUAGAUAGUCUGUGUAAUAUUUGAACACCCAAUUGACUAAAAUAUUGCUUCUCUUAUAAUCUUUUAAUAGUCUUUCUUUGCAUAGCAGAAAAACAAAAGUUUGGCUUGUUAAUGUCCUUUGUUCAACAUAAACUUAGUUUUAUGAGCAGGUAGAUUGUCAAAUAUUAAGAAAAAAACAAACUGCAGAUUGUCAAGAGCUAGCUAAGCAGCAUCUAGAAUGCAGUACAAAGUUGCGUCAUCUGCAUAUAAACGUGCAUGGUACGUCAUUACAGGAUGAAUAUUAUCAUAUAUAAAGAAAGCCAAAAGAAGGGGACCAAGAAGGGAUCCUUUUGGUACACUCUUAACCCUUUGUAAUAGUUUUGUGAAAUAUUUUGCGAAAUCUGUAAAAGCAAAGAGUGAGAGGUGUUAAAGAGGUCAACAAAGAUGUCAUCUGUUUUUGAUGUACAGAGUAAUAACCAUAUUUCCAGUUUAUAUACAGCUUACAGAGGAACACAACCAUCACGAUAAGACAUUUCUGCUUGAUUCAGUUUGAUUUUCAAUGCUAACUUGUCCCUUUGGCUAUUAUUCAGACAGCAAGCUCAUGAGAAAAAUAUCAAGCUCUCUACAUCCCUGGCUGUCUUAACCCAUCAACUCAACUUCUCAGAGGCUUUUGCCGUUGAAUAGUGUAUUGUAGUAUUUAGUAUAGUAUGUUGACGCCUAUAAACCCAAGAACCCCCUAGUGUUUCUUAAACGCAUUCUUUCAGACAGCAAUAUUCGGACCAUGUCAAAGGAAUUUUGUUGUAUUGUUAGCAGCCUAGAUUUAUAAAUACUAGAAUAGAGGAGCAGUAAUUUCAGGGGACACUGAAACAGAUACGAAACAGAGCUUAUGUGUUUGUCCUGUUGUGCAAAAUGAACCCAAGAGCGACAAAGGGCUUCACAUGACAGUUUAGCACCGAGUCAAGGAGACAGAAGUAGUGGCAGUGUCCUUGUUUUAGAGGACCACUGGGACUCCUCAGUCCUCUCUGUGUACCUCAUGCCUCCACAAGGCUCAAAUCAAAUAUUUAUUGCGGGCUGUCUCCUUCAGUUAGCCUCACUCUGCCUCACUGUUUUUACCAGAAGCCUCACUUUAUUGUGCAUGUUUAUACACAUAAAUACAAUCAUUAUCCAGCAGAUCUCACCCUGUCCUUAUGAAAGUAUUUAUCCAUACAUGUCUACCAGCCUUAAGAUAAGGAGGUCUUGCCUCAAAGUGGAUCCACCCUGAAAGCUCAUUGAAAAUCUUCAUAUGAAUCCAUGCCCACUCUUGCAUUUCUUCCACAGUGGUGCAUCUUGUGUAUUAAAGCUUAAAUACAUGAUGGUGCUUUUGUGUUUAAUAUCUUCCUCCUCUCUUUUCUUGCUUCAUGUGUAAUUUGUGGCAAGGUAAGGAGCACUACUCGCUUCUCCGCCCCCGGUUUGAAUUAAGACACUUUUAAUUUUUCAGGUUCCCACAGAGAUUUCCUCUUCGGAACUGGAAGUUCAGCCAUUUUUAGCAACCUUCACUUCAGGUUUUGUAGAAGAUCAGUUCUCUGCUCUGACAGAGUAAGGAUGUUGGGAAAGAAUGCAGAAAAAUAGCCUCAACACUUCCAUUCGUUCUCUUCGUUCUCUUCAUCUCUGCUCCCAUUUCAUGUCCUCUACGUUAUCGCCAAGCCAUCAGAGAGUACAACAGAAUGAACUUGACAUAACUCUGACCCCGUUUCCUCUUCUCAGUAACAUCCAGCCUUUGGAAGGAGGAGGAGGAAUAGCACAACAAUAAACCAUGCACAUUCAUGCCACUUUCACGUCCCUCCAGAUUAUGUAGUGCUUCUUUAUCAACAUUACUGAUUAACAUGGAAACCUCACAUGAAAGUAGAGUGUACGCCACUCAAACAGAAAAGUUCAUUACAGAAAAAGUUGAAAGAGGGAGCGGUUCUCUGUCCUUUAUUCACAGGAGUGACUGAGACUGAAUCUCCUGAACUUUAACAGGCCUUCUGUACAAAAGGACGUCUGUUUCCCUGGAAAAAAAAUUCACCCAAUGAAAUUUUGCAUGGAAAUCAGGACAUCUUUGAAAAGUCAAUGUGCGUGGAAAAAAAGUGAAACAGUCUGAGGAGAAAAAAGAGAGAGGAAAAAAAGGAAAAGGAUAGAAAUAAGAGUAAGGGUGAAAAAAGGGAAAGAAUAAAGUAAGGAUGACUCGGAUAGAAACAGGAAAGGAAGAGGGAAUAUAGCUAGGAGGGGCUGGAAAGGAGGAAAGAAGGAAGAAAUGUAAAUAAAGAAAGGAAAGGUUGAAAGAAUGAUAAAAGGAAGAAAUAAAUAAGGAGACAAACGAAGACAAUGGGAGAGGAGUGACAGAAUAAAAGAAUCGGUGCUGGAAGGAAAGAAGGAAGGAAGAAAAGAGAAGAGGUGGAGGAGGAAAGAAAGACGGCUAUAACAGUCUAGGAAAGAGUAAUGAAAGAUGAAACAGGAGAAAAAUAGGAACGAGAAAAGAAGCAGGAAAAAUUAGAAGGGAAGGUAAUAAAGUCUAAAAGAAAGAAGGAAGAGAGAGAUGUGCAAGAUGUAAAGAAAGAGAGAAAGGAAAAUGGGAGGAUAAAAACAGAAAUAGAUUAAAAAAGGGAAAGAAGAGAUAGAGGUUAGAGAAAUAUGUAAGAGAAGAAGGGCUGGAGUGUGGGAGACCAGAAGAAGGAAGGAAACUCAGGGAGGACAGAAAGAUAGGAAAAGAAAGAUGGAAACAAAAGGCAGAAAGAAAGAUAAAAAGGAAACAAAGGGAGGGGGAAGGUAAAAAAGAAACAAAGAGAGAAAGAAAAGAUAAGAAGGAAGAGGGGAACUAACUGAGGAAAGAAAAAGAAGAAACUAGGAAACAAAGGGGGGGGUUAAAAGGAAGAAAGGAAACUAGAAAAAUGGGAAGAUAACGAAAAGGGAAACAAAAGGAAGAGGAAAAAAAAGACUGAAACAAAGGGGUAAUGGGAGGAUAAGAUGAAAAUAAAGGGAUGGAUAAAAGAUGAGAGGGGGGUUUAAGUAAGAAAGUAGGAAGGAAAGGAGGAAAGAAAGAGAGGUCCUAGACAGCCAUAAAUAGUCUUUUAUGUAACCUGGCUGGCUGUUGAUGUGAUUUCAUCUGAUGGGACUUGAAUUUGCACUCAGCCUCUUCAAAAGUUUGACUCGGGAUGACGUCCAGAGACAGGGGAAGGGUCUGGGACUUGGACUGGCAGGUGAUAGGAACCGGCAUAUCCAAAAUUAAAUUUGCAUCUGCAUAAUUUAUGAUGUGAGGCUUUCAUUUUAGAGUCAACUGUCUGAGAUUUAGACACAAAAUAUCUGCUGGAUUUGAAAAGGAAGUGGUCGAAAGCUUUAUUUCCUCAACCAACAUGACUUAUAAAACACUUUUUCUUAUGUAAUCUCAUGAAAUUGAACAUCUUGUUAAUGUUAAUCCCCAAUUACAUGUUUGUGGACACACACACAAACCCCUACCUCUUAGCAUCACAGGGAGCCUCGUUCAUGUUUUGAGCACAUCCCAGUCCCAGUUUCAAACCACCUUGCUCUCUGUCUCUGAGCGGGGCAGUCAUGGUGAAUGCCCCGAGGACCUUCUCCCAUAGUCUGCACUCUUCUUCCACUGUUGUAAAGGAUUAUGGGUAUUAUACUCAGCUGAGAAUAGCGUCUUCAGUAUCAUUCUUCCUCUCUUGCUCUCGUUCCUCAUUACUCCUCAUUAGAGAAAAGACUGAAAACUAAUCCUCUUUAAGACCCCCCUGGAGUUCUUUAAGGCAGGGCUUAUUGUUGAGUUUAGAUGGCAGACAUCUUUGUUAUGACUUCCUCAAGGCCACUAAAAUUUAGAGAACUAACAGAUUAUUGUGCAUUUUUACGGUUCACACACCAACCUUCAACAUUAAGCACUUUGUUUUGGCCUGCGGACCAGUACCUAGUUUAUCUCAGCUAGCUUUGGCCUACAGCUUUAAACUACAUCUGAAUUAGGCUGUACCUAGGUCCAUUAUAAAACCUCCCACGUACAUUACUUGGAUGCAAGAAUCUAGGUUGUGUAGUGAUUUGCAAUUACUCUACAGAUCGUGUGAUUGCAUAAUAACCUUAAUACACACAAGAUUCUGUAUUCAUUGCAGAGAGAGAGAAAAGGAGAGUUAUUUUUAGAGAGUGCCUUGGCUGCACAGCAUCACUGGAAGGAAAAUUAUGAAGGAAACAACACACACAAGCUCGUGUUUCUAUUUUGAUUCAGACUUUCGAUCUGAGCCAUAGUACCGGAAUUUCAAACUAUUAGUUUUUAUGUGUGUGUAUAUAUAAUCAAUAAUAUAUAUAUAUAACUAUAUAACUAAACUGGCACGUGUUUUAAUACUACAGUGACAAAAAAAAUAGCUUCUGAGUCCCCAUAUUUUUGAUUGGGUUAUUUUUUAUUUCCAUCCUGCCCCAGAAAAAGUCUCUGAUCACAGACAAACACCUGACUUUAUGUUAAUAUUUAAAAAAAAAAAGAAAGAAAAUCCUUGUCCCUUUCCUCUGGUCUCUGUCCACAGGUUAACUCAAAAAAAAAGAUCAGUAUCAUAGACCUUUGGUUAAGGAAAGUUAGCAGCUGAUUCAGCUGGUUAAUGACUGUGACAGAGGGCAGAGCAGGCACACACACACACACACACACACACACACAAACACACAAACACACACAUAAUGAGCAGGCAAAGACAAGAACAACACGUGUGAAGAAAUGGAAAUAUUGAGGGAGAUUUAGAAAUCAGAUUUUAGAUUUUAACACGCCCUUGCUCACCCCCUACUUUCCUUAAAGUGACGGCGGCCUUUCAGGACAAGAAACUCCUGUGAUGCAUCAAAGAAAUUAGAAUAUUUAGGGAGAAUUAGAUGUCAGGUCUUAGAUUUAAAUGCUCUCAAGCUCAACCCUCCCCAUCAGUUGAGUGACAGUGGCCUUUUCAGGACAAGAAACUUCUGUAAUGCAUUGAGGAAAAGACAAUAUAUGACAAUAUUAGGUGGUCACCUUCUAGAUUUAAAGACUCCCAUCUUACCUCCUACUUUCCUUAAAGUGAUGAAGACCUUUUAGGACAAGAAACUCCUGUGAUACAUCAAAGACAUUAAUUUUUCGGGAUCUAGCAGUCAGGUUCUAGAUUUAAAUGUUCCUUUGCUCAACUCUUCCCAUCAGUGAAGCGACGGUGGCCUUUUAAGGACAAGAAUCUCCUGAUCUCGACAAGUUGCUACCAUUAGAAAACAUUUAUCAAUACUUAUUCUUUUCUGAACCACAACAACCACAUUCUUCUUUUUACCCUCAUGGGCUCAGAUUGAUCCAGUUUUGCUCAACUGGGAGCGUUUAAUUGCAGCCAAGUCAUGAAUUAUUGCAGCUCUUAUCAAGAACAGAAGAUCAGGGUGGGUAGCACUUUGUAGUAUUAAGACUAUUAGUUGUGUGUACAGUAUUACUAUCAUGGAGUAAGUGAUAGAGGUAGCAGGGUUGUCUGUGGCUCAAAGAGUCACAGUACUGCAUUUGUAAAACACAGUUUAAGCAUUUUAUUGUCACGGUGCUGAGGUGCCCUUGCUGUUCCAGCCUCAGGCUACUGUACUUAGGUGAGACAUUACUUUUUAAAAGACAAUUUCACCGCAGAGGUCAGCUGAGAACUUUUUAGUGCAAAGUCAAAAAGAUGUUAUCUCUUCAGUGUGGGUUAGAGAUGUGGCAGGAGUUGUGAAUAACUCAUUUUUGCUUCCUCUGAUUUGUUGCCUUCUCUCUUGUUUGUCAUUGCAGCAGCUAAGACCUUGCUCAACAAAAAGGCAGAUGUCAAGGUAAGUGACCUUACAUCUCUACCUUCUCUCUCCCUUUCUCUCUUAUUCACUCUAUUAUUUCCAGAGAUAGAAAGCCCUCUUCCUCUUUCUCUUUGCUGUUUUAUUUUUCUCUGCUCCACUAUUCGUUUCCUCCCCAAUCUGGCUAAUCUCACCUUCGCCUACUGUUGCUCUCUUUUCUCUAGUGUUGAAAGUGUUUGUUUCUCACUUAUUUUGCUUCUCACGUUGUGUUUGUCGUAACGUCAUCGAUGUGUAAUGUCUUGUGAUACAUGUAUGUGGUUUUAUAAUCAGAUGAAAAUAUAUACUUAUUUGAAAUCAAAUUUUAGCAUCCAAUUGAAAAUGAGCAGAUGUUUUUUUUUUCUUCAACACUUUGAAACCACCAAAUUCUGUUUUUAUAACCAUUUUAUACAAAACCCUGAAUCUGUUCGCAGACUUGUUCAAUUUGUAUCGUCUCUGUGUGUGUGUGUCUGUACUUGUCCAUGUAUCACUCUGUGUGUUGCUUUCCAGAGUACAAGUCUUAAGUAGCACAUCUUUUAGUAUGAUGUAGCAUUCUUCAGCUCAUUGCCACCUCUCUAUCUCCAUCUAACCAUCUGUCAGCCCUCGCCAUUCUUUCUCCCAUCACUCCCUAUGUUGCUCGUUCCCCACUUCUGCCUCUUCCUCCUCUUUCAGUGCUUCCUCUUCCUGCUCACCCCAUCUGGUCUUUAACCCCACAUCCCUGUUCAUUCUUUUUAAUGAAGAUCUCUCACCACCCCACGCUCGCACAUGCACACCCCGCAGUACCACAUCCCCCGCAAAGCGUCCAUGAAUGCGUCCUCAUGUGCGGCGUACAUGCACGGUAGUGUGCGACAAAGCUUGGAACAUUCUGUACAUGCUAACGAAUGUGUUUGCACCCCGGCAUUGUACAUUAUGUUUGGCAGAGCUUUGUGCACAUUCACGUGGACGUACAAGUGUGUGUAUGAAUACGUCAUAUUUGUUUGUUAUGAGAGAAAAAGAAUGAAAGCUCAUACGUGGGUGUGAGCGUGCCUCCACAUCGAGAGUGUGUAAGCGUGGGCGUCCGCAUGUGUAGUUUGCUUAUGUACAUGUGCAGCACUGUGUGUGUGCGUGUGUGUGUGUGUGCGUGUGCCCUCCUGCCUCUCCUUGCUCAGUCAGUUCAGUAGAGAAUGUGACUCUGGUUCCAGGAAUAGCUGCCAGUCUGGACCCUGGAAACUCAGACGACAGAAAUAGACGCUUACUUCCACUGCGGCGCACUCAUUGCCUAGCAACAGGCUCCCCACACACCGCUCCAAACCAUUUCUAAAGGCGUCUUCAUCGUGCGCUUCGGUCCCUGAUUUCCUCAUCUCUUCUCUGCUUCCUUUCCUACUUCCUCAUGUCCUUUAAGUCCUCUUGUUGACUCUGAUCUCCUCUCUCCGGCCUCUUCUCCUUCUUCUUCUUCUUCUUCUGGUUCAUCAUGGCACCUGAUGCUCUUCAGCUGGAGCACCUGCUCAGCACCUGCUGGCUGCCUCUCUCUGGCAAUAACUCCACAUCACAAUUACUCUUGUGAUGUCAACUUCUUCCCACCAAAGCCAUUUAGGAUUUCCUGCAGGAUUUCUGCAUUGAUGAAACCCACUGUGGCUGUGUUAUUUAACCACUUCAAGUAACUACAUGUUGGAUUCAUACACAUCCAUAUUAUAGUUGGAUAAACUCUAAACUUCAUCAUAGAGCCUGAAGCAGCUUUCUAAUGUUGUUUUUACUUUUUGGGUCUGCACCCUGAAAUUGGAUAAUUUGAAUCACACAGUUGAGGAAACUCUGAGUCAGUUUGAAUUUUGUCAGACAAAUCUCUGAACUUUCCUUUUUUAGCUGCUCCGUUGUACAAUAAGAACAACUCCGCACCAGAAUUUAAGUAAAACAAACUGAGUCUCAAACUACAGGGAAUUAUCCACACUUUAAACUCUAAAAUUAAACCUGUUCAUGUGAAAAAAACAGUGUUAGUCUUAUUAUGCUCUUCUGCAGGAUUUGGUGUCAGGACAGGCUGUUAGAUGAGGCGCUGCCACUUUGUUUGAAGGUGCCUCUCUUGUUUUGAGUUCCUUUAUUUAUUUAUUUUUUAGCUGGGAGCCUGAUUAUCAAUUUAGGUCUUUGUCCUCGCAAACAAAUGAACGUAACUUAAACUGAUAAAAAUACUGAAUAUAGGCAGUUACAGGUUCAACAUUUGUGUCCUUUAGACACUUCUGGAUAAAUGUUUGAAGGCUUCAACCUGAGCUGUCGUUGACUGUAUCUCAUCCAGUUUCUGUAACACCCCAAAUCUCCAAAUAGGCUGUAUCAGGUGUCAAUCAUAGAAAACAUGAAGCCCCUAAUAACUUUUAAAUACGGAGCUUCACAGAAAAAAGAGGACUUGAGCACAAACCAGUCUUACUGUAACUACAUGUCAACAUCGCAAGCAAGGGGGAGAAAAAUUUAUGUUCUGUGUGAUAAAUUUCUAAAGUUGGUCCACAACUCCAUAAGCUUUGCUGGCGGAGGAGGGAUUUAUGACCUAAACUGCGGCCCAUCAACAGAGGGUGCUGUUCUUGGAGUGGCUUCACCCAGCAAGGAGGCAGACUCUGUCCAUUCUAUAUACAGUCUAUGAACUAAACCUGUAAAAUAUAAAAUACAGGAGAAUAUCAGCAAAAGCAGACAAUACUCCACUUUGUCAACAGGAGGCACCAAAAUCAACACAAGCUUAAAGUUCCUAACAGAAGCUUGAAUGUAUUUUUUUCAGCUGAAGAGAUAGGAAAUAUGAAAAUAGAAACUGACAACACCCUUAACCCCCAAAUGUUCAUGAUUUAUUGAUGUUUUAUGAAUGCUAUAUGUGAGGACUUUAAAAAUGCUGUUUUAAGGGAUGACUUCAAAACCGAAAAAACAGUUUUUCUAAAACAUUUUGAAUCCAUUUUGCAUUUCCCUUUCCUGCUCAAGUCAUAUCUGCUGUCAGUGGAACAGUGGGCCACAGUUUUAGCAUUCGAGCUAUUCCUCUGUGAUCUACUUUCUCAUCUCAUAUUUAUGCUCUUCUUGAUGACUUCAGCUUCUGCAGCUAAUUUCAAGCUCGAUCUUCCUACUUUUGCAAAUAACGCUUAAAACUCUCAUUUCCAUGAGGGAAGACGCUCGCCAUCCUUUCUGCAUUGACCAACGCUGUCUGGAGAAGUCUCAUCCUGCUCUUGUUGAAGAUUUAAAGCACCAUCAAUAUGAACAAGCUUUUGGUUUGACUGACAAGAUCUUUCUCCUGCUUUGUAUCAGAAUAUCAUUUUUUUGUCAUUGGUUACUUUGUGUUUUUUCUUCCUUGCUUCUUUUGCUUACCAUUCAUCCGUCCAUAAAUCCAUCCCACCAUCAAUCGCCUGGGGACAGAAACGCAAGUCCAGCUCGACUGUCCAGUACAUGGUGAGCAUGCUAUGUCUGCAUUUGUCUUUUUAUUUCUUUUCCCCCCUCCAUAGUCCUGUAUUUGUUUGCUUUUCCCACCUUCUCACUCAGCCUUUACCUCUUUAUAUAAUCAAACAGCACACAGGUGAUCUGGGCAACAUCGGGAUCUUGUUAAAAAAUAAGACGGAGUAAUUAACAGGACCUCUGAGGACUAAAGAAGAUAAAAUAUGCAAUAAGUGGAACUUGCAUGCCAUGCUCAUGUCCCUGCUCAGGUCCUUUUAAAGUACAGAGCCCUGACAGUAACCCUGAGAUUAUUCUGAAAGCAUAAUAGAAACAGGAUGUUUCACUUCUGCUGUAGGUACUUCAGGAAUGCUGUUCCAGAUCUGUCAGGGACACACCGUGAUAAUAGAGGCAGGUCUUGUUCUUGUACAUUUUUAUUUGGUUUUACAAGACACUGUAGAUAUUUGAACAGAACUCAGCUCAAAGGGAAGGUAGUUGGGGGUUAAACUGUCAGAGCUGUAUCUUACUCAGAUUUUUGUCAGUUGAGUGGAACAGAAAGCUCAAUCAUCGAAUUUAUUUCACCAGAAUCAAGGGUGGCUCUGAACAGGAGUCUCUUGUUUUACCUGUAUGGUCGACACAAGCUCUCCGGGGAACAUUUACACUCUUUAUAGGGAUGACUUUCUGGUUAUAUGUUUUAACUAUAAUAUGGCACAGUUUUUUUAAUGUUUUAGUAAGCUUAAAUUAGGCUACUCAUAGGGCUGAUACUGAUAUAGAUACCAAUACUGACACACAUAGACAUACAGAUACAGAUACUGUUACUGAUACUGAUAAAAGCGAUACUGAUACCAGUACUGAUAAAGAUACCAAUACUGACACCCAUACAGAUACCAGUCCUGAUACUGAUAGGGAUACUGAUACAGAUAAAGACACCAAUACAGAAAUUGCUACCAUCACUUAUACAAGAUACGUGAAUGAUUGUCAAAAGAAAUUACCUAACCUUAAAACAAAACAACGGGUUCCUGCACACCGCUCAAGCACCCUGAGCAGAGAUGUGACUGGCAAAUUACAGAUCCACUCAGGAUUUUCUAAACUGUUAGGGAUCCAAGCCCAGGAGAGCACUUCUGAGCUCUGUUAACAGCAUUAGCUUUUAUUCAACGUAUCAAAUGAAUUACAAAACAAACCAAAAAACAAAACAGUUUUCGGAUCCGGUAAGUGGAUUGGAAAGGAAAAUCAACAGCAUCUAGUUUCCCUUUUUUUUUCCACAGGGCGCCUUCAUGUUUUUUCCCCACAGACUCAUCAACUCUCCUGCACUGUUCCCUCCUCUGUUCCCUAUGAAAUACCUUCCUUGCUGCCUCUUUGGGACCCAUUUGUGAAGACUUUUACCCACUUUCUCCAUCUUUGUUCCUGCUGGCAUCAACCAAUUAAAAUGAUUGUGAGGAUAUAUGAUCUUUUCUGGUCUGUGCUGCUGCCUUUAUGCCAGUUUAUGAAGGCUUUCUCCCCCCAGACAUUUAAAAUCAAAUGCUGAGACCUGAGUUUUGAGUUAUUGUCACUUUGGGAAGAAACAUGUCCUGUUGGUCUGCAGAGGUAGCAGAGCGAUGGUCGACUGCAGCUUUAGUUGGUUAAAGGUUUGUGUGAGUGUGUGUGUUUGAACACAGGUGCGCGUGCGUGCGUUUGUGUGUGAGUGAGUUUGCUCUACGUUUGCCUGUGUAUUAUGUCUAUAUGUCAGCUUAAUGUCAGCUUACACCGGCUUUUGUUUUCAUUUCUUUUCUCUUUGUGUUUGCAUUUUGUUGUGUUUGCACUCUUUACUGAUGUAUAAGGUCUCUUCUAUCCUCUCUCCUUCCCUUCUCCUCUCCUCUCUCCUCUCUUGAAUAAGCCCAGUGGCUUACACAGUUUAAAUUACAUAAAGCACAUACAGCACACCCAUUUUCACACACACCAGAAUACUUUGAUUGAAGGAUUCUCUGCAGAGAUGAUCAUCAGAUGUUGCAUUACAGGGUAAUAACUGUCUCUUCAGUAUUCCCAUAGCAACAAAAUGCUGUUAUACUAACAUGAAGUUGGAGUCUGCUGGACAAAGUCUGCGUUUCUUGACCUCUUGCACUAAAGUGGUGAAAAAUGUGUCUCCUUUAGGUGUAUUUCUGACUAAGUGUAAGCCGAUACCAAUAUAUCGAUACAAAUACACUGGUCCAAACUUGACUCAUAAGGCUGAUUCAUGCAUUUAUCCUUUCAUUUGAUCCAGCCGGUCAGUGUUUUAAGCCCUUUCAAAUAGCACAAUACCGACCAGGAUUGCACGUUAGCAAGUCUAUAAUUAUUCCCACACAAUGAGAGUUGUUGAACACCAGAUGAUUUAAUGUCAUUCACACACUCUGCAACAUAAAGCAGCAAUAUUCGCCUCUAACAAUGGUGCAUGAAAAUAACUGUAGCUUGUUUUAAAUGUCACCUGCUGUAUAUAUGACAAGUUUAAUCACAGCACUGGAGAAUGGUGAAGCACACUGCAGUAAGUCUACCACAAUGCAGCCUUCAUGUCAAUCAGUUUAGGGGCGUGAAACCAGCAAUAUGAGACCGUUUGCGUGUGAUGUAACAAUAACCACCCGCCCCCGCAUAUAGGACACGCUGCUUACUGGAUGUUGGUGCUAAAUCAAAACCUUUCCACUAAUUCCCAUUGUACUUUCUGUCAGUUUUAAAUACCUCUUAUCUGUCCUCUUAAAUCUCAUCCCGUUGUCUUUGCAUUUGAUGCUGUUCCUUUUCUUAAAGCCCCUCAGUUGUUCAAUUCUUCUCGAAGUUCACAUGAUAGUUUGCACUUUUUUUCCACUUAGAGUUACAUCUAAGUAACUCCCUUUCUGGAGAUUUUCUUCUCCUCACCUCACUUAAAAAGCUUUCUGACAGCAAAGUAAAGCUCUUAAAUCUUCCUGAAAAGGGCAAACAGUUACCUGGACAUAAACGUCUAGGUUGGACUUGCUUCAAAUUGGCCAAAUUAUGUAAAAAGAUGGAAAGAUGAAAACUUCUGUGUCAGUAUCUCAAAAAAGUACCUCAUACAACCCCACUUUAAAAAACUUGGAACUAUCCCUUUAAUAUCCACUCAAAAUAACGGUCCAAAAGGGCAGUGACGAGCGGAAAGCACUUAAUGUAAUGAUAAUAAUGUGGUUAUUUAGUUUUUAUGCAUUUACACGUGAGAGGACACAUAAUGUGAUGUAGAUUCAAUGCAAAUAUCAACCAGGCUGAACUGAGCUAGAGAGCAGCCGGCGCUCUUUCAUGUUUCUAUCAUCAAAAGGAUCAUGUGACGGUGGUUUGUAAAGGUGAGACAUUGGAGCCAAAGAGCACAAAGGGAGCACACUGAUGUGAAAUCCUAAUGAAUUUAAGACACUAGUGACAUCAUGACGAUGCCACACUGUGUCAUCUGCCUCCCUCGCUCAUAGAUCGGUCCUGAGAAGGAUCUGUUUUAGCCACCCUCUUUCCGCUGCUCACGUGCAGAUGUACACCCACGCUUGUCUUACUACGCUGUCAAAGACCUCAAAUCACAGCUUGUUUCCCUGCAUCUGAUUUGACAUUUUCAGUCUGGACUGAAAUCCUAUAAAGAAAGUCCACUCUCUCAAUCUGUGGACAUUGAGGGGUUGGUUGAUUGAUUUGUUGGUUGUGAUAUCGAGUCAUGUUGGUUAUACAGCAUGUCAGUUUUGAUUUUGUUUGUAUCGGUGCAGAAAACCAUAACCUGGAGUUGUGUUUCCAAAACUAGCAUACGCACUGAGUAGUCCCUUAAGUGGCCACAAACAGAGCAGUUUCACCUCCACAUGUUGGGCACAGCUGUAGAAACCUGAAAUAUCCGGGGUGCACACCAUUUCUUUUAUAAAGGCUCCUUUAACUUCUUUUAUUGAGGAGCAUUGUGAGGAGGAUCAAACAGAAUAUUACUCUUAUGGUGAUGCUUCUUCAUGACCAGCUGAGCAUAGUAAGAUUGUAAGCAGGAAACUUUGUCAUUUCCUUAUUCUGAGUUUUGGCGCCUGAGUUCUGGCCAGGUUUUGAUAAAAGCAGAGUCGAUAUUCAGAGUUGUCUUUGUUGAAAACUCUUCUGGUAAAUGUGAGAUGUACGGGGUGGUAUUAUGCUUUUACACAUUCACAACAAAAAAUGGAGUAACAAUGUUUAGUGUCCGUCCUCGAUGUGAAAAAAAAGGUACAUUUUUGUUGACAAAAUCUUUGAAAAUAGAUGUAAACUGCUGAAAACAAUUCAUUGGGAAAUCACACGAUAUCUCAAUAAGACACACUGACUAAUGAAGUCAUUGCAGUAGGCUCCCCUUACUGCUCCAUCUGAGCAAAACGGCCUGCCAACAACAGUUUGUGAGGCAACACCAACAGCAGAACGGGAUAACCGUAGACAUAAUAUAUAAUAUAUAUAUAUAUAUAUAUAUAUAUAUAUAUAUAUAUAUAUAUAUAUAUAUAUAUAUAUAUAUAUAUAUAUAUAUAUGUUAAAUAUAGAGAUUAUAUAAAUAAUGUCUAUGGAGGUAAUGCUCUGCUGCACAACUGAUUAUUGACCACAAUAGAGGGAGCUUGGCCAAAACAUCCAGCUCUGCCCUCGGCCUGCCUCUGGAAACCCUCCAGAGAGAUGGCCAAUCAGAAGAAAGUAGACUCAUGGAGGGGGACCUUAAAGAGACAGCAGCUAAAAACAAAGUGUUUUUAACAAAGGCUGAAAUAAUGAUAUUUUAAUACACCACUGUGAGAAAUUUGUGGCUUUUUUUUUAUAUGGAAAUCAUGUAAAAAUAUUAAAGAGGUAUCAAAGAGGGAGUAUAGAGUCUGAAAAAAAAAACAGAACAACCCCCUUUUAAAUAAUCUUCUCAUUAUUCAAGGAUAUCGGAGCAGGAUCAGCAAAUAGACCUAGUUUUUCUAUCAGAAUAUUUUACACAGAGAAACUCUACAACCAGUAAAAGAGCAGGGUUGCUCUGAACAGGAUUGAUGUUUAUUCUGGGUGUGAACUGCUCUCCAGGGAAAUAAAAGUUUAAGUCUGCGGAUUUGUGAUUUUCAGACUGGCGCUGUUGUAAAAAGGGAACUUCCCCCUGCACUGAUUCAGGGGGGCUGCAGUCAGUAAGUUUACAUGCACAGUUAAGUGGAUUUACAGUCAUGGCUUGAUUGGGCAUUUUAACUGGACUGCUUUGGUCCCAGUUUUCAGGCACAGAGGAAAAAUCUCUCGAUUAAAGUUGACUUGUGUGUGGAUCCUUGUGGAUAUCAUGUGUUAAGAUUGAAUCUUUAACUUGACUCGAUUGGGAUCUCCAUGUUGCAGCAGAAGAAGGUGGACUGUACUGAUUUCAUCAAAAGCGGUCACCAGAAUCAACAUGAUAUGAACAUUACCCAUUGUACCUUUAAGGUAGCAUCGGAAAUGAAAAAGAAAAAGAAAUCUGGGUCAAAUACUCUGAACUAACCUCUUCUCACACUCCUGAUCAGCGCUGACAAGGACAGUAGCAGCAAAGACACAAGCUUCCAUUCAAGUGCACACACCCACAUGCAUGAACACACACUCACAGUCCCACAGUCUUGAUGUUGUUAACACUCUUGUUGUGUCUCCUCCCUCCCCUCUCCUCUUCCUCUCCUUUCCCUCUCCUCUUCCUCUUCCUCUCCUCUCCUGCACAGCCCCAGACAAACAGCACCAAAAACAGCAUAGUCACCAGCCCCAAAGGAAACAUCCCUUCACCUGCUCUGGUAUUUACCUCCUAACCCCCCUUUCACCUGUGUAUAUGUGUGUGUGUUUGUUUGUGUGAGUCUAUCCUGGCCCUCUCUCUCCCCCUCCUUCCUCACCUUUGUCUGUUAUUAUCUGUCUGUCUGUGUCAUCUUUGGUUGAUCUUUACCACCACAGUCUGAAAGGUCUCAAACUAGCAGGUGAUGUCAGGAAGCAUCCCCCCGUGGAAGGGUGACGAUGUUCUAUGACUUGGACUCAGUUUGAUAUUGUGCCGUUUUCUCUGUCUGUGCGAGGAGCGGACAGCCAAUGCCUGCUGGGGCUGUCAGUGCAAUUUCCCUCCUCCUCUCUGUUUAUGCCUCUGCAGAGAAGCAGUUCCCCACCGUGUUAGCAGUGCAAAGGUCUGCUGAGUGUCCUCCUCCCAGCCAAAAAGCACUCCAGUUUAUUCCACUCUUCUUCUGUUGAUGGUGUGAAAUUCUACUGGAUUAGCCAGAGGGACAUCUAGUUAGUUCUUGGCCUUAAACUUUUUGGUCCGGAAUAUGAACUCCAGAGACAGCUCCCAAAAUUUUCUUGAGAGAAGUUGAAGACACAAUUUUCACAUCACCUCAUUUUCAUUUAUCACAAGCUUUUAAACUGUAAAAAUCUGCUGGAGAAACUCACUGCAUAGCAGGAUAAGCCAAAAAAGUGUGUGUAUCAUGAGUAGAUGUGCAGGUUUCAGUUAAAAAAAGCUUCUGAUCAUCAUAUUCAGAGCCACUAAAGGUGUUUGUAGGAGAACGCCCUAGUCACAUUAAAUCAGCCCAUACUUUUAUAUACGUUUUUUGAGAACAGACUCAGCAUCAUAUUAGUACUACUUCCAGUUCAGAAAGUACGGUAUUGCAUAAAACUCUAAAUUUAUGCUCUUCAUCCAAUAUAUUUAUUUAUCUCAGUCUUGACUUGCUAUCUGUUGGAAACAUUUUGGGUGUUAUGAAAGAAAAACUAAGACAAAGGAGACCCCAAACUUUUCAUUUUCAAAACUCCAGAAACUGCUCUCUUUGGCGUCCAAACAUUAAAAGAAAGAGAUGAUGAAACACGGCAGUGAAAGUGCCACUCUCCAAAGUUUCUUCAAAUGUGUUGCUGGCGUCAAACUCAAUAUGAGCUUGGAGAAGCUUUGAAGCAAAAAAGAAAGCAGCUUAUUACCAAUCACAAGAGUUAGAUGGCGAACACACAAAACUUAAACUCCUUUUUAGAAAGUCUUUUGAAGUCAUUAAAUGAUGUGAUGUUGUUUUGAGGCCAAAGAUGAAAAAGUCCAGACAAAGAUCCUCACAGCAGACAGAGAGCACACUCAGACACAAACAAAGAAAAAUGAAAAUGGUAAAAAAAUACACAGCUGGGCUUCAACAACCACAUAAGAUCCUUCUGAUUGAGCUGAUUUAACUACUGUGCCCUAUUAGGCCUCCCCUUCCUCCCUGUAGGAACAGCUUUGUUUAUGCUCGGUCAGAGCCGAUGUGCAACGAUUAAAUCCUUCCCCCCAUUUGAUGCUGCGACGCCUCCAGCACCCGCCCCCCUCCCUUUGAUCUGCAGACCCCAGGUACUUUGUUCUCACUUAUCAUCAUCAUCAUCAUCUCCCAAGUUACCACCAGUGUGAGUUGCCUUGGGUGAUGGUUGCUAUGACGACACUGCCAUCAUCACCACAAGGGGGAAAAAAGCUGAUGAUUGGCCAUCACUGAAGUGUCACUUCCUGGGGGGGAGAGGAGGGAUUUUAAACUAUAUCAAACAACCAUUUUUAGAGGUUUUGAAAGAACUGGGUCCGUGCCUCAUGGAGAGCCAUAAGUGUGUACUUUACGGGGUGGCAACACUGUUAGAUGUAAGGUGCCAGGCACUGAAUGGAGGCUCUAAUUGUGCUUAAAUGAGGCUUUUUACUCCAGAAUAAAGUGGUAUGUGAAGAGUAAAACAGCUCUUUCUUGUAACUUUUUGUGUUCCAAGUGUGAGUAGUAGCUUUGUUUAAGAAAUGCAACAAAAAGAAAAGUUGUUAUGUGUGGCUAAUCUUGUGAGGUGUCUGGAUUUCUCUCAAAGUGGGAUCCUGAAACGAUGCCAGUAUCUGCCUGUUCUACUGAGAGGAGUGUGAAGGAACAGAACAACCCGUUUUUAUCCUGCGGGGAAUCUUAGUUUUUGUCGCUAGGUGUGCCAAAACCCUGUUAGAUGUGGAGGCUUUGGUGUUUACAUACAUAAGGGCGCAUUUAUUUAAUAUUACAUGUGCUUGGCUUGCUGGUUUUCCCUGAUUUGCCAGAUGUAAACAUCUUCUAGGGGAUUGAAGGUAAUUCAAAGGCACAGAUGGACAGAUACGCAGAGUAUAGGAUAAAUGAAGGUUAAAAAAGUUGCAUUUUGAAGUUAAACUUUGAGCUGUCCUCCUUCUCAAUCUUUGUAUCAGCUGGUUUGUGUGAGAGAAGAAGAUUGGGCGGCUGUGAGUGCCCAGGGUGGACACUUUAACCCGGGUUUCAGAGCCCUCUCUCUGCUCUUAGUGUGUGUGUGUGUGUGUGUGUGUGUGUGUGUGUGUGUGUGUGUGUGUGUGUGUGUGUGUGUGUGUGUGUGUGUGUGUGUGUGUGUGUGUGUGUGUGUGUGUGUGCAGGGAACAGAACUGACUGUAAAUUACGGUUUUCAGCUCAUCCACCCACUCACUCGGCUUUGGAGGAUUCUUCCCUCCCUUCUUUGUCAACCCUAACAAGCCCUUUUCUUUUCAUCUAACACUCAAAUCUCUCUCUCUUCCUUUCUCUUUUUCCUAGUUUCCAUUUUUUCACUUUCAAUCAACUUGUGAGUCAAAAUCUUUUCUUUCUUUCUUUCCCCCCUCUUAUUCCAUGUCUGUCCAUCUCUACUCUCCAUCCUCUUCCUCCAGGAACCUCAAACAACUGUCAUCCAUAAUCCAGUGGACGGGACGAAGGUACUAGUUAUCCCCCCAGUCCUGACCUUUUCUUUUCCCUCUGUCAUCCUCCUCCUCUUCCUCAUCUUCUCCUUUUUCUUGAUCCUUCUUUUCAUCUUGCAUCCGCGUGAGCUUUUGAAAAAAUGUGUGUGUGUUUUAUAGCCACAGAUUAAACCCAGAUAGAUGACUCCUUUUAUAAAAUGGAACCAGGAAAUUGCAAAUGUUGCUUACCUCUUUAGCCGGUCCCCUGUUGUGCAGAUUUGUGUGUGCCGCUCAUUAUGCCACCCAGGAGACUCUGGCACACACAUUUACCCCUCUCAAAUUGUGAAGAAGUAUAGCUGUAAGCACCUCCACCUUUUGCUUCACAGAGCUACACUGUGCACUCCCAUCCCGAUGCCCCCCUCGACUCUGUCCACAUGUAGAUGGAGAGCUACAAGCAGUGCAGACAUUUUUAUUUUACUAUUUUAUUAUGAAGUGUAUUUACGACAGAUGUGACAGAGCUAUAUCCAGCUCAAUUACAGAAGCUAGUUCGCAAACACCAACUUGUUCAUGAAUAGAAAUUUAAAACACGCCAUCAUGCAUUAUGGCACAGCCUGUACUUGUGGGCAUUGAGACCCAGACUGGCUAAAAUUUGAGCGUGAGCUCCAGAUAGUAAAGAUCUCAUUCUGACUGCACACAAUGAUGUUUGUGGAUGAAAGAUUUUCAUUCACAUAGAAAGGGUCCAGUUUUUCCCCAAGUAAAGGCAAAAUAUCUCAUUUAAAUGUGACUUGCUCAGAUUUAACAGGUGCAAAAAUGGCAUAAAUACCGUAUUUUACUAUAAAAGGGUCGCGGUAUGAAUGUGUGUGUGUGUGCUCAGAGGUUGUGCAUGAACCCGCAUGACUUUGCAGUGAGAUCCCUCCCUCUCAGGUAUGACCAAGCUCUUCUUUUGCACUGGGAAGUUGCUUUUGCUGGCUUGUUAGAUGCUCUCUUGAAGGGAAAAGCACAGUAAAACAUCCUUUGCAUUAGAUUCCAGCUCACACUUUGGAAAGAGGUGUAUGGCUCUGAAUCACAUACAGCAGCAGGUCUGAGAAAUCCUGGACGAUUUCUCCUUCACUGCAGCUUUAAAUCAUAGCAGGCAGGUUUUGGGGCGCUUUUAUAAUUGAUUGCUAAGUUUAGUCCAUGUGUGCAUGUGAGAAGGAUGAAUUUUGACCUUUGCAGGCUAAUAAUGUUGACUGUGCAGGAAACAUGAGACUGUAGCAAUAAAAGGAAACUUAAAUCAGUGCUCUAUCAAAGCAAAUGUUAAAGCAAGGUGCACAAACUUGCAUAUCUCAUAUACUGUGGGUAUGGAGGUGUGUAAAUCCAGGUGGGGUUACAGCUCGCCUGUAAUUUAAAAAGAAAUAAGAUUCAUAAUGUCACAAAGAAAACUUCUCUAUGAUUCAGAGUACAGAAAAACCAAGUGUAGGUGGGAUCACACUUUCAGUGCUAUAUCUAAUAUCUGAUGUUUGCCCUUUUCUCCAUCACACUCACUCAAACAUUUUUCAUCUUCACUCGAUCUUCUUCUCCUCAGGUCACCAGCUGCUCUUUACAAGGCUUUGAAACCACUUUGGUGCUUUGUGUGCUCGUGAUGCUUCUCCUGCACGUGCGUUCUCCUAAUGAGGUCACAGAGUCUCCACACUCCCCUCCACAUGCAGGGGGAAUUUAGACCCAUUUAAUCUACUAAUUGGAAAUUACAAGCCAACUCCUCCUCUGGUGAAGCUUGAAAAAGUGAGGAAAAAAGCUGAGCAGAUGCUAAGAUAGAUGAGUCCUGCUGCAGAUGACGACAGAUAGCCUCUCUUAUCAGAACUAGUUGGUUGGAGCACUCGGCACACAGCCACUGUGAUGACGGUUCUGGUCGGCAUGGUUUGACUUUGAUGACUGUUUCACCUUAACACUUUAACAGCUAUGGUCAUUGUUUUGUUUGGUGUCUAUGAAUGGAAGCAAAGUUCAAUGAUGUUGUCGGUUUUCUGGGAUUUUGAAAGACCUGGAAGUCCAACAUAGAGUCCUGAUCAUGGACUGUUUGUAAGAAGUGGAUUUCGAACUUUUAUGGUGUUAAAAACGAAGCACCAUGAACUUGUAUUCUUCCAAAAGGCUCUACUAGAGAAACACCCCUCUUCUCAUCUGAUUGGAUAACUUUGUAAACAUUGAAGUUGAAAGUUUAUGGACUUAGAUUCUAGUUUCAAAUCCUCUGCAAAAAAUCCUGUUUUGUUAGUGUAUAAAGAUCCCCUUAGGGUAAAAUCUAAGGUGAAGGAGUUUCCUCUGGCUGUAACUGGUUAGAAACUUUGUCCAGAUAAGGUCACUCCUGGCCUUCAAAUCUCAGUCUUCAAAUCUCUGGGUUAAAUCCCAUUUCCCACUUCCGUACGGUCCACAGUUUGGACUUUGCUUGAACAAGUCUCCCAAUAACUCUGAGUGUGUUUGUCCUCCUAAGUGUUCAGCAUAAAAAUGUGUAUUUUGGCCUUUAAAUCCAAACUGACUGUCUCAUGUCUGAUCUCCAGGAAUCUUCGGACAGCAGCAACACCACCGUGGAGGAUGAGGAUGUGAAAGGUAAGACCGCACAGAUACCAAACCUGACAGAACACUCAAAAAGGGUCAAGGACUGGGCUGUGUGCUGCUCCAGAUGGUUAAAUUCUCUAUGCAACUUAGAUAUCUGGGAUCAUCACAAGACACUUGUACCGCUUGAAUAUAGUUGUUGUUGUUUAAUGUAGUUGUUACCUUUUUUUUUAGGCAGCUAGUCUGGGAGCAAACUGUGAUUCAAUGAGUGAAGUGAGAUCCACAUACCGUAUAGAUAUGCUAUUCUUUAUGCUAAAACUAGCUUGCUGGGUAUGUUCUGCCAGUUGCUGGUCUGUUUUAGUCCUCUGAAAUCAGCAUCCACACCAGUGAUGCCUUUUUUUAGAGACUGUGUCCACAAGGGUCAGUUUUUGCUCUUGCAGUUCUUAUUUUCUAUCAAAACCAGUGCAGUCGUGUUUUUUCGGUGCUCAUCAUCCUCUCCCCCUGCUGAUUUUAGUUGUUGCGUUCUCAGUUAAAAAAAUAGUUCAGUUUUUUUAUCACAGCCACAUUCUUGAGUGUCGCUUCUGAAUCACCAACCAAUCAAAAUCAAGAAGGUGAGAGAAAUAUUUUAAAAGCUGCUUGAAGGUCAGUAAGGGAAGAAGAACAUAUUUUAUAACCUACAAACAGUCAGCACCUGAGAGAAGCACUCUGUGCUGUGAGUGGACAUAGGCCCUUAUUUUCUGAACAGCUUGUUGCUGCUGCACUCGUUUUUUAUCUCUGUGUGUACCGGCGAAUGGCGUACUUUCUGUAUUGGAAUAUUUGAGUUGACAAAAAGUCAUUCAAAGUAAGUUUAAGCAGUUGCUAUUAUCAGAGUAAUGCUUAAGUAGAAAGUCCACCAAAAGAGAGUUUAGAGAUUUGGUUGUCACUUUGGAACUUGUUUAUUGUUACAGACUUAACUGUUGCUCUUGGAUGUUUCUGCUGAGAGCAGUUGUUUCUGAAUGUUUUUCUUGAAUAAAAUAGAUCUGAGUUUGAAGAUGUGCAAAGUUUACUUAAAAAAGACAUUAGAGGUGGCGUCUUGUUUAUCCCAGACCUGAGGGUGUGAAUGCUUUUUGAUGCCAGCUGGUGAAAAAGCCUCUCAUGGGAUUGGCCUUAUCUGCUUUACUGUCUGCUUUUAUUUAUUUAUUUUUUUACAGAUCUUAUUUAUGAUCAUUUACAAUAGCCCACGGGAAUAAUUUAAAGUUUACAUGCUAGGAUUACAGGGAUAUUCUUAAUGUACUGAUGCUGUUGUUUCCGAACAUGAAAAUUCAAACGUGGUCACCAGACAGUCAGCGGCUGAUUCCUGACCUCUUACUGACCCCUUAUGGCGCCUGGCUGUAUUGCUUGCUCUGGCUGGGUUUUCAAAAGACAUGCAGAGUGUUUGUGAUGUGAGUGUGUGUACAUGCUGUUGUGUGAGUGUGUGCGCGUUCCUUUUACAUGAGAGUUAGGCUAUAAGAGGCUUUGUAACACAGCUGCGGUUUGGCUUUCUCCAAAGUGUUGGCUGAAAUCUGAACACUGACAAACACACACCUCAAAAAUACUGACAUGCCUUCAUGGGGUGUCAACUUGCAGAGUUGUGCGCUUGUGUUGUGAGCGUGUGCAUUUGUCACCAGGGGCUAAAAUUAAAAAUGACAGUCAUAUUACACAUAUGAGCUAAUAACAUCACACUGAGUGUGACUGGAUCUAUGUUUGUGUGACUCUGUGUGUUUGAGUGUAAACCUAUGGGUUCUGGCUCGGCUUAUCUCUGCCGGCACACUCAAACACCCCUGCUCUCCUCCAUCUAGGCUGAGUACAAUGCGUCUAAAUCGGGUCAUGAAUGUAUCAUUUCAGUGGCAGGCUGGCAGAACAGAACAGAAUGUGCACCUUCAUCUCCUCCUCGUCCUCCUCCUUCUCCCUAUAGAGGCUUUGCUGCUGUGUCACAUAUUCCCCAGCAACCAUUUCAGAGACGUCAUGUAGGUCAGCGAGAAAAAGUGGCGAAUGUUGAAGAACAUCAACUAAAGCCAUCUCAAUCUGAAGGAAAACACACUCCAAAAAUCAGGAUUAUUUAGGAGACACUUUCCUCGUUAGUUUAUUGGAAGUUUCUAAUAUCUGCUUAAUCUGUAAUGGACUAAGUUGGAAACGACCUCAUCUCUAGAAAGUUCCUAACCUUUAUAAAAGAAUCACAGCAGUAUGGAGUAUAUUUGUUAAAGCUUCUUUAAGAAACUUUUGCUUAGUGUUGAAUUUGGCGCCCCCUGUGGACAGAGCGUAGAAGCAGACACAGUAAAUUUUAAACUUAACUCCAUUAGUGAUUACCAAAUAUGUUGACUUUGAAAAAAAACACCAAAUUCUACUCAAAAUUUGCGUAAUUUGACAUUAAUGUCAAAACCUGUUUUAAGUCGGACAGUCCAGCACCUCCAAUGGAAAGAGUCUCCAUGAUCCAAGUCCAGUAAGAGUUUACCCAAAUGUAUCAUAUCAAUAAAGAUCCACAGAUGACUUCAAAUCUACAGAGAUCCAUCUUACUUUCCAAGAAGAAGGUUUGAAUCCCUCCUCUUUCCCAGUAUGCUUUCACUGUUGCACCAAUGCAAGUCAAUCACUGACACACUGAUGCCGCCAAGUGGCACUACACGACACAUAUAUAGUGUCCUGAAGCAUAUCGAUGGGCAUGUGCUCAGCUCUGAUGAGGCAUCAUCUUCUUUAAUUCCAGUGUAGCCAGCGUAGUAUAGGACAAGUCCAGCCUAGACUUCUCUCACAAUGCAGCAUUUACAUACACCUGCAACAUGAACACCAUCACUAUGAUGGUUCCAAAGCAAUGCCUUUUCGCUGGUUUCUAGAAGUUCAUGGUAGAAAGGGUUCUAUAGAGGCUGUCAGACCAGAAAAAGAAACCAGAUCCCCCCCAUCAUUUACUCACAAUUGAUGAGUUUUAAGGUUGUCAGAGUAACAACAUCAUUGUAAAGUUGUGUAAAAGUGAAAACGCAAAAUUUUCCAGCUCUUUACUUAUUACAACUCGUGGCUGUGGAAGCUGUUUCUGCUGGGUACUGUUAGCUGACACCAAGCAGGCAUCAGUGUUUACAGGCAUUCAGAGUGAACAUACGGAGAUAGUCAAUCUUCUCAUCAGUUUUGGUUUGCAUUUGGAGCUCUCAAAAGGUGGCAGUACUGUUUCCUCAGCUAAAAACGCCCAACAGCAGCUUUAAAAGACCCAGUAAAAUAUUACUAGCUGGAUUCAUUUAAAAUUUUAUGUCAUGCUAUCUUUAUCCAAACUACUUUUAGCACUAUCCUCCUGGGAUCUAACCUCAUUUCCAGAGCACAAAAGAAACAUGUAACCUUUGGCUAUAAUAGGAAAGCUCACCAGAAAGUCAUAUAGCAAAGUAACUAUUAUAGGAGCUCAGACUGGUUGAGGACCCAGGGCUGGAUUGUAAGCUCACAUUUUUUAUUUUAUUUUUUACUCACUUUUUGCAUCACAUUCUUAAAUAAAUAAAUUGGAUGUAGCAGUUUUUAGCAUUUUGUCUUUUUCUAUUUUCUGGAGCUGCAUUGCCACACUGACAAAGCUGCCUGCAGUGUCCGCAGACAUUAUUUACAUUGUAAACCAGCCUCAUUGGCUCCCGCCAGAAAAUCUAAAAUGCCAUUAAUUAGCCACCAUAUUUAAACCCUGUGCCCUAGCUCAGAAAUCAAUGUUUUUUCCAUCAGCUGUUUUUCUUGCAGGAUGUGAGUUCACCUUUUUGUGCCUUUGAAUUGGAUCCAAUUUGAUGAUGAUUGAAGUUGGAUAGCCAAAAGGAGAAUGUCAUCACUUGAAGACCCUCAAACAGAGUCCUGUCCCAAACUGUCCCGAGGUGUUUCCCUCCUGUGAAUUUCCUUCCUGUCAAAUAUCCAAAUCAGAGCCAAAUCCUUCCACCCCUCCAUCCCCCCCUUGGCAGGAGAAAAGAGGGCAAGGGCACCUUGGGAGGGGGGGUCGGGCUAAAAGGGGAGAUGUCUAAAUUUAGCGCUGGUAGCAGGAAAUGGAGACGGAGUGCCCAGAGAGGCGUUAAAAACUCACCGCUCUGCUAGCGCCACCCUUAGAUAGCGUUAGUCUCACACAGCAGUUUUCAGACUCUUAAGAUACAAACAGACAUAUAGCACGGUUAGCGCCAGGCAGGACUACAAGAGCCAGGUGAGUGCAGGAGGCAGGGGAGUCCGGUGUUGGUUGGAAGAGUUUGUGUCAUGGUGUCCUGUGUGGGAACGUGUCAGGUCAGUGAGUGCUCGACAGCUGGUUUGCAACCCAACACCUGUGCUGGCGUUUGGAGCAUCUGAACACAUAUCUGCUCUGUUACUCGCCAAACUUUUAUAGGAGUCAAGACGUUACAGGCUCUGUUCUGUGAGGAGUGUGUUUUUAUGAGUCGUAAAGCUGCACUUUUGUUGCAUGGCUGACUUUCCUUUGUGUCGGGUAUGAUUUAUGAUUGCUUUCUUUUUGGUCUUAAAUCCAUAAGCUCCCCUUUUUGAAAUAUCUGGAAUUUGAAAAUAGUUGUUCUCUUACCUGUGAGUCAAAUGUGGGGGCUAAACUGUGACAUUUUUAUUCUUUCUAUUUCCUGUAAAUCCACCACCUUCGGCUUCAGGUGAAAAUGGUUUUCAUUGCGUUAGUCUGAGGACUAAAUUUAAGUAUAUUUGAGAGGAUGAGGUAAAACCUUUUAGAGGAGUAUUGGUUGGAAACACAAGCUCUUCUCUUUUUCUUCUAUGCCAGAUUCUCGUGCCACAUUUCUUCCUUCCUGUCCCUCUGUUUGUCAGCGAGCGUACAUGUGUUACAUUUCCCUCCGUUCCAGCUGAUUAAACAGACAAGUCAUAAUGAGUAACAUCCAGCUCCAUCCCUCAUUACCAUGGCCAUCACCGUCGUCAUCAUUCAUCCUCAGAUCACUGGCAAGACUCCCAUUAAAGCCUCAGUAAAAGCCCACAUGCAGCAGCAGCAGCAGCUUUAAAUCCUGUCGUAAUGGAGUCAUUAGUUUCGAUCUUUUUUAAUGAGAUCUGGUGGCACAGGACUGUGAUUCAUCAGAGCAAUAAAAUCUUGUGUUCAGUUCAGAGACUGACACGAUGGCACCUAUUGAAGUUGGACUUAUGUUGGUAAGCCCGGAGUUUGAGUUCAAAGAAAUGGUCCUCAAAGCAGGCUGCCUCACAUCACUUAACAGUGGAGGGAUAAAGAGGAAGCAGCAGCUGCUAGCAAGCUCGGGGGAGCAGCCCUCAGAAAGAUGAUCAGGCACUUUCCACAGCUAAUAUUUAAAAAUGUAUCAUGAAUUUGAAAACAACAUUAGAGAAAGUGUUCCCACAAAUUAUUACAAAAGCUUCCUUGUUACUUUUUAGUUCCGCUUAUUGCCGAUAACAAACGUGAUAUGACUUCAUGGCACUGUUGGGACAAUUGCAUGGAAGCCACACCCCCAAGGAUACCCUACCUAAUUAUUAAUACCUUCUUGUUCAAUCCACUCUGAUACAACAGUAAUUUAUAAAUUGAACAUAAUGUUGCUUCAAAGCAGACAUAAAACUAGUGAUAGUGACCGAAUAAUCUUUAUUAAUAUGUUAGAUGUGGAAAAAACAACAACUGAGAGGUUGAGUUUUUUUCUCAUGGACACCUUUACAGAAUGAUUUAUGUAAGUUUAGUUAAGUUUCAGGCUGUGGAGUCGCCACCUGCUGGUUGUCUGAAAAAAUGCAGGUGAAAGUCACCUUUAAGUUCCAAAUGACAGAAAUAUACUAAUGUAGAUUCAAUCAGAUUGGAUUAGAUUAGAUUAGAUUAGAUUAGAUAAAAUUUUAGAUUAGAUAAGAUUAGAUCAGAUUAAGUUAGGUAAGGAUAGAUUAGAUUGAAUUAGGUUGGGAUCGAUUAGGUUGGUUUUCAUUAGAUAUGACUACAUUGGUUAGAUCGUAUUAAAUGAAAUUGGAUUAGAUUAGACAAAAUUAGAUAUGAUUAGGUUGGUACUCGCUGGAUUACAUCAGAUUGGAUUUGAUUGAUUCAGUUAGAUUAGAUAACAUUGGGUUAGAUUAGAUUAGAUUAGAUUAGAGACUGUAGGCAUAUAGAAUAUAUGCAGUGGUGUAUCAGAAAGAAAAAAAGCAAAAUGCCUUAAAAUAUGUUCAGCAAAAAAUUGAAUGCUGUCCUGAUUUCAUGUGAGGGAACCCCCAAACAAACUGCUUCAUCAUUUGAAAGGGCAAAAUAAUGUUACAUCAGGUAGUGUUGAUAGUUAAUGUACGACAAUGUUAAUUACGAGCUGCAGCAAAAUUCUGGAAAAUGGUCCUUUUUUUACCAGUAUUGUCUCCUCAGAUGCAGUCCUGUACUGUUCUUAUAAAAUGAAUGAAACUAUGACUUGGAGUAUGUUAUUUUUUCAAGGUACAUGUGAUAGCACAGUUCAAGAGUUCAGGUGUGAUGUAAUAAACUGGGAGGAGUCGGUCUCCUGGCUGUAGCCUCGUACUGCCCGUCUUUCAGUCAGAACAUGUUGGUGUUUGAGCGUAACACUAAAUCGUCACUGUAAAAGAGUCUCCAGAAAAGAGUUGGAACCUUGAUUCAUCCACUGUCACCACAUCAUCCCACUCCUGCUUUACCCGUUCCAUCACAGUCAUGUGUCUGUUGUGUUUUUGUGUGAAUAUGCGCGCUGGUUGUCAUCUCUCUGUAUAUGUAUGUUUGUUUUGUGUCAUUCUGCGUGUGUGCAUGUCAUCAGGAAAGAGCUUAGACAACAACAGCUCGCUUAAGGCGCAAUCCAGCACGAGCUCCCAGCCUGAUAGCGCUCAGAGCCCCCCAGCUGCUGCGUAUAGUAAGUCAGCACAGCCCGACAGAUGCAGCUUCACACACACACAGACUAACACACACAUGCUUGUACAUGGACACGCUCCAGUAGAAAUUUACCUCAACUUAAUCCUUCCCGCCUACAUCACUAACUCCCCCUCUCAUACUUAGCCUCACCCCUUCAUUAACGCAAAUUAACCAGCAAAGAGACACAAACUUCUGGUGACAUUAAAAUCUCAAAAUGAGACCAAGUCAUUCUGAAAAACGGUGAGAUGCUGUGUAGUAUUUCUACUCCUCUACAACCCAAUCCCCUCUCCUCCCUCUGCCCACGCCUCGUGUGUUUAGAACAACUUGUUGCCUCCACCUUCUGGACAGAAGUGGAAUCACAACACGGCACAGACAUUUGUUGUUUUUCAGGCAUCUCAGAGCAUGAGUGUUAUCCUUGUCUUUUGUUUUCAUCUCUCUGGACUUUGUCUCGGUGAGCUCUAAUGAUAGAUCCAGUGUCGCAGUAGGGAUUUUAACCUUUUUCCUGUAACAAUGUCAAAAAAGUUACACCUAAAGCAAGGACACAGGCCUGAUCUGAAGAUUUUGACUUGAAGAAAUGCUAUUUAUUCAUCCCAUCUGUCUCCAUUAAUCUAAGAUAAGAAAAUUCAAGCAAAACUUCAUCUAAAGAGAUAGAUGCAGCAUGGUACAGUGUGUAAGCAUUUAGCAUCACAGACUCGGUAGAAAAAACUAACUGUAAAUAAAAAAAUCUAUUUGUUUGUGUUCCAUAUAAGAGCAUCCUCAAAGGUCACUCAAAGGGGGCAUUUCAAGCAAGAAUUUGACUCCUAGAUAUACUCGUUUCUGCACACUGACUUCUUCCUUACUGCUCGCUAAGACAAAGUUUUUCCAUCUGAAAGUCCACACCUCUUUUGUCAACCCUCCACUGUUUCCCAUCUUCCUCCCCCCUGAACUUAGCUGCGACAAAGUUUGCUGACUUGCUGGGCUCAGUGCGUCGGGGCUCAGGGCCCACAGCCGACUGUGAGGGGAGAUCCAGCACCCCACCUCCUGCUGUCCUUUCCUCCCCCUCCACUCCUCACCCCCCUGUUGUCCCAAUGCAGAGUGAGUUGAAAACGACAUGAGUUUCCAUGGGACUUGAAAAACCUGGAUGACCAUCCUCAUAUUCACACGGCAGCCGUUUUCCUCUAUAGUCAGACUUGGUGCAAAAUGUUUACGGUAGACACGAACACCUCUAUCCCAUGGACAGAUGUUUUAACUCAUUACAAGAAAUUCAGGUCUUACUUUAUGCUUGCGGUAUCUUCAAACAAGUUGCUUAUCUGGUUCUCUCAGGUAGAUAUGCCUUCUUCAAAAAAGUAUCACAAAAGAGACACAAGAUUUUAUCGAAUUGUGUCAUCAUGAUUAAGGAAACCCCUUAGAAGACCAUUAAAUUUAAUGCUUAUUAAUUUAAUACUUAAUUAUACCUUGUUUGUUCUCUUUCAAUUAGAGAUUUUGUCCCUUUCCAAACUUUCUGGAACAGAUUUGGGAUUCAAAACAAUUUUUUUUUUUUGCAACUUGUUAUUUUGAAUAGAGAAACACCGGAUAAUAAAGAUGAAGAAGACUGAUCAAAUAAGCUUUACGUAGCGUGCACAGUGAGUGAGGCACACAGUAGAAGGGGAAUGAUUAUUCAAACAAUAAAAUAUAUAUAUAUUUUUUUUUUUUGCUUGGGUUGCUUGUCCCUAUGGCAGCAGUGGAAGAGGCUUACAGAGAGCUAGGUAAGGGCCUAAAGACAGUAUCUGAAAUGAAGCUUUUCACUCCAUGCAAAGGUUUUGGACUCCACAGUACAUGAAUGAACAAUUAUGUUUCACCGUGAAACAGGCCCUAAUAAGUGUGAUUUCAGGUCGACAGAGAAGCGAUGACAAACAGUCGUAACAACCGUCAGGCAACAACACUAAAGCUCUCCUAGCUUCAGAGGAAAGUGGCUGUCUGUGAAAAUGGGCUUUAAAUUCGUCCCUUUAUUCCGUAUUUGUUUCCCUCUUCUCUGUUUCUAAUCUGCUCUCUUGCAUUCCUCCCCCAACCAACCCAUCCAUCCUCUCUGGAACGGCAACACAGUGUCUAGACUCACAGACCUGGUAAGCAGCGUUCGCAGGGCGCCGGCACCCCCUGCGCCUGAGGUUGACGCAGCACCGGCACCAGCACCAGCACCGGCACCAAUACCUAGUGCCAGAUCUGCCCCUCCACCCGCACACACAACCUCCCCUCCUCCCCCUCACUCCCCCUCCAGCCCAUCCCUGUCCUCCUGUCAGAGUGAGUACAGAGCAUGAGCCUGUGACCCCCACUCCUCACCCUCAGUGUGCAGUGUGUGUUUUUAACAGUUCCGUUUUGGCGAUGAGGGUCCAUUGAGUGGAGUGUGUUGCGCUGAACACUCAUUUAUCUCUGAGCCUUUUUUAACCUCCUCCUGGGUCUGCCAGAAAGACCUGCUGCUGCUGGAUUUGGUUGCUCCAACGGUUGAUGUUGCUUGUGUUGAUAUACAGAGAUUUCUGUGUGUGCUCAUAAUACGACGCGUUUGAGAGUCCUCUUCUUUAUGAAUGUGGGUGACAGGAAUGUUUCCCCAAACUAAUCUGACUGUGAUUUAACAUGCUGCAUCAAUAGUUUCUUACGCAGAAUCAAAGCUUUCCACGAUUUAACAAACGACACAUAGAAAUGUACUUUUCCUGCUGAGUUUUUCAAAUCACGCCGUAUUCCCACGUUCCACCUCAUGACCUGCUGUUGCUGUUGUCUCUAGCUAACUUCUCCUUUUUUUCCGUCUGCAGCACGCAAACAGGAAAUCAUCAAGAUCACUGAGCAGCUGAUAGAGGCAAUCAACAAUGGAGACUUUGAGGCUUACGCGUGAGUCUUAUCCUUGGUUGUGGUUUUUGUUCCUCACCGUCAAACAAAAACCCCAAAAUCAUGUUCACCCUCGCUAAAUCCUUCUUGCUCUCUCCUGCGCAGUAAGAUUUGUGACCCUGGACUGACUUCAUUUGAGCCUGAGGCGCUGGGUAACCUGGUUGAGGGGAUGGACUUCCACAGAUUCUACUUUGAGAACCGUAAGAUUAAGAGAUUUUUUUGCUAUAUGUUGUUUCAUAAUGACGUCCAUUUCCAGAAAUUGUUUCAUAUCUCACAUCUGUGGUUUUACUUUUCACGUUUUCACCUUAUGAUUAUUCUAGCCAAAAUACGAUUUUGACAAUAGUAUUAUCAGUCAAUUGUGGGAAAGGCUAGACAAGGGUGAAUGCCUUAAACAUAAACCAGAGCAACUUUGCUUCAAAUAAUGAUUUCUAAAAUGCUUUUAUUUUGAAAUUCUUACUGUCUUGCAUUCACAUUGCCUUAUUUCUAAUACUGUAUGAAUAUGCUUUUAAUUUGAAACGAAUUACAAGUCAUAUUGGUAGACUAUGAGUUACAGAACCCAAUGAAAACUGUUUUGAUAACAGUUAAAAGUGCAAAUAUUUGAUGUGUUGUCUCCUGCUGAAAAAGCACAAGCUCAUCCAGUGUUAAGACAUCACUGCCCCCCCAUUAUGAGCCAGACUAUUCUGGGAUGCAACGGCGGGCGGAGUCACUUUGGUUGCAUGUACAGAGUGGUAGAAAGCACUGACCCAAACACACAAAAAGACUUAAAAAUAAAGAUCCGGAGAAAUUUAAAGUAAAAGUUUCUAGUGUUACAAAGCCAGUAGAUCCAAAAUAAACCACCAUCAUCACUGACCGAGCUAAAUUGGUCAGGUCUGGACCAGCUAGUGUUCAGAGUUUCAGCAUAAAAGCACUAUCCUUUCAGUAAUUAUGAUGUGACAGAGUGGUCUGUGGACAGCGUGUACUCACCUGGAUUUGAAAUCAGGUUUAAAUGUAAGAGAAGCCAAUAUCUGUCCCCAUAUUGAUGCCCACAGAUUUCUGUGUCUUUGGUUAAGGGAUGUGCACAACCUCUGAACAGAGAAUUCAAAGAAGAGCUGAACCAGAUUGCACAUCUACCGGUACAAGAGCAUUGGUGUGUCAUGUAAACAUCACUCUACGUUGUUUCUUUGAGUAAAUUCAACAGCUGAUGUUUGUUUGUCUUGCUGCAGGCUGACAGUUAAAGUUGUGAGACUGCAUGAAAAGUCUUGAGCCUUUUCUCUGUUUAUAGAAAAACGGAUACAUUUUCUUUUCUAACUGUAAAAAAAAAAAGUUUAAAAACAAUGGAAAAAAGAAAAGUCAUUGAAAUCUUGUUAUUUUCAGUUUUAGCCAAGAACAGCAAGCCCAUUCACACCACUAUUCUGAACCCUCACGUCCACCUGAUCGGCGAGGAUGCUGCCUGCAUCGCUUACAUCCGCCUGACUCAGUUUGUGGACGGCCAGGGUCGGCCGCGGUCCAGCCAAUCAGAGGAAACUCGAGUGUGGCAUCGCAGGGACAGCAAGUGGCAGAACAUCCACUUCCACUGCUCAGGCGCACCCGCUGCACCACUACAGUGA
Messenger RNA from Xyrichtys novacula (pearly razorfish), 80982 nucleotides. Lineage: Eukaryota; Metazoa; Chordata; Actinopteri; Labriformes; Labridae. The record is from the annotation of a GenBank genome assembly.